Porites lobata is the source of this 53204-nucleotide messenger RNA. The record is from the annotation of a GenBank genome assembly. NCBI's taxonomy places the organism in Eukaryota, Metazoa, Cnidaria, Anthozoa, Scleractinia, Poritidae.
CGUGUAUUUGAGAUCGUUUCGGACCUUUCUUCUUGUUAUGCUGUGAGUUAGAAUUAAAAAUGAGCAGAGGCCUCUUAUCAGGUACGUUAGUUUUCUUCUGAGGUCAGUUUUGAAGCAAAGAGCUUGGAGAAUAAUACAAGGUUUUUCAUGUUGUCAUUUUUUCCUGAUCUUUUAUCGGUCACUUUCUUUCUUCUAGGCCUAGAGAGAGCUGAGAAAGAUCCAUACAAGGGAUGGAAAACAAACAACUUUCAAGCUGAUUCACCAGAGAACGAGUAUGUAUCAGCAUCAAACAGAAAAAUUUAAAAUCUUCCGUCGAAGUUAAGAUUGUUGAAGCAUAUUAAGGCCAUCAUAUUACUUGUUUUUACAUCUACAAUGACGUGUUAUCCUUGUGCCCAAUUUAAAUUUCAUUUUCUGUUUUGCUUUGUCUUUGUAUUGAAAUAACUGACAAUUUGAAAACACAUUAGUUUAUAACUUACACUUAACAAAUAUGUAGCCUGUAAUGCAGGCGUAUUUUUGGGCGAGCGAAAGAUGCUUCCGUUGUUUAUGUUCGUAAUUCCGAGCCCGCCAUUUUUUAUAUUUUAAAUCAGAGGAAGAUUGGGGAGAAUAGAAAUAUGGGGAAGGGGUAAGGCCAUCCCCUUUUUUUUUUUCGUUUAGCGUCUAAUGCAUUUCCUGAUAUUGGGUCGGUCAGUCGGAUUGAAAAAAAAAAAAACCUAAAAAAAAAAUAAAUAACAAGAAGUCUCAGAAGAGGAGGCCCUGGUACCCCAGGAUGACGUUAAAAGUUAACAUUUACAUAUGUGGAUUAACAAAAUGCACAGUGUACUGUAAAAACUGUUCCUGUUUCUGUUCCUGUUUUGCUCUACACUGUUACUAUGCUCAUUUUUCAGAUUAGAAGAAUUAUUGGCUGAAAUGUUUUUUGGCCUACAGCCGACGAUCAAACAUUUUUCAUUUUCAAAAGUGCAGAAUGAGCAUGGAAUUUUGUUGUUCGUUCGCCAGAAGUUGGCCUGAGAAUUAUUAAUUAAUUAAGUUUUAGGCACCUGGUCGGAUUCCUUGUUUAAAAUUUUGGUCGCCCACGGGCAAAUCGUAGGCGCCUCUGGCAACCAGGCGCUCAUUAGGCGCCGCCUUGAUAUACUGCUCAGAACGGAUUUGACUAUAAAAUGGAUGGAAAAAUUUGAAAAUCUCCUUGCUUAUAUAAUGGCUGAUUGGGAUGGUGCUCAUCUUAUUAUGAAAGACUUCAACAUCGAUUUGCUUGACUAUCAUUCAACAAGAACUGUACAGUACAAGAAGAUGUUAAAUUACUUCAAUCUCCAUUAUCAUGUCCAGCAGCCUACAUGUGUCAAAGACUAAUACACUUACUAAUAGAUCAUGUUAUAUCAAAUGUUUCAAAUCAGAUUACUUAGACUAAUGUUCUGCCUUGCUCGAGUGUCAGUGACCAUGAUACUCCAUACGUUUGUAUUAACAUCUGUGUUAAGCGUUUUCAACCAUGCUACAAGAUGAUCAGAAAUGAAAGGGAAUUUGACGAACAAAAUUUUCUCUAGGAUUUUUCAAAACUGCCCUUCAAUCUCAUCUGCAGCACAGACAACAUUGAUGACAAGCUGGACUUAGUUAACUCAUUGUUCACCACUUGUCCAGACAGACAAAAUGCCCUGUUAAUAGAAAGAAGGUUUAAGUUACACGUCCUCCCGCACCAUGGUUUUAAUCAGACGACAUCCACCACAGGGCUCAAAAUUAAAAAAAAUCCUCAGUUCGCCUGAUGGCGACCAACUGGAGAAAUAUAGUCGCCAGAUGCAAAUUUUUACUUGCCAGUUUGUGUAAUGUAUAUGACGCAGCUCAUAGUAUGGCGCGAUCAAGACUUUACUAACUAAUGAAAAUUUGAUUAGUUAGUAUACACAUGUAGGCUUGAUGAAUGUAGAGCUAAGUCAUCAAUAAACCGUUAUUAUUAUCAUUACUUUUUUUAAAAAAUCUAACUGCUCUUUCGUCUUUCCGUCUAAUUUUAUCAUAUAUCACAUACAGUGUACUGUAGGGCUUUUUGUAGAGUUAUAUAAUUUGAAUCAGUAUUAAUACAGUGUUGUUUUGCCUGUAAGCCUCUUGAUCAAAGGUGAUAAUGAUGAUUGAUUUACAUUAAACCUUUUGUUGGUCAAAAAAAGUAACAAGUGUCUUGAAACUUGCCAAGUUACAAAAUUGAUUGUGGGAUAGAAACCUGUAUGUAUUAUGGAAAGUGAAAUGUACCUCUAUAAAUAAUUGUUUUCAGUUUAGCAAACACACAAUGGGUCAUGAUUUUAUUUCUACUUUAUUUUUGGUGACCUACCCUCUAAUUUUUGUUUCUGCAUGACUUUUGCUAUGCAUUAUCUCACUGGGAGCAAAGUUAGUCAUUCCUAGAUCUCUGUCAUUGUCAUCAAGUUGCACAUCUCUUUCUUUGCACUAAGCUAAUCAAUGGCUUGUAACAGUAUCCCCUCCCCUCCCCUCCCCUCCCACUGGUCUCAAUGUUGCUGAGUACAUGCGGCUUCCUGAAGUGAAGACUUACUCGAGCUUACGACCUUGUUUGAUGAUUUACAUUGCAUCAAUUGUUUAUUCUAAAAGCACACUAUCCAAUAUUACAGUAUAACAUUUCACCACAAACAACCAAGAAUAACAUUUUCAGGGGGUAACCUCCUCCACAGGUUCCAUUGUCAUGUUUCAGAGAACGGAGAGUGGCAGUUUUUUCUCUUUUUCUCAUUCUCAGUUUCCUCACGGUCAGUGUAAACAUCACCAUUGGAGUUGCCUGUGGAGGAGGCUAUUCAAGGGGACGGGCAGCUGUUUUUGCCCUUGGGGAGUGUGGAGAGGAUUUUGCUGUUGCCAAUUAUAAAGUGGAUGUGCUUCGCAUGCGUGAUUUUUGAGAAAUUAUAGACAAGCCAAGGCAGAACUGUUUGAAUAACGUUUCUGUAUUAAGUGCAAAACCAAACUGCAUAUUUCUUUCGUAGCUUUUGCAGCACUUUUCUGAAAUUAUCAGAUAAUGGUGACAUUCUUGCACAGAGCCUCAAUUAUUUGUAUGUUUAUGCUGUUUUUUUCUUGCAGUGAAGUUUGUUUACUUGAUGAUGACAAUGAUGAUGAGAGUAGUUCUUCAUACAGAUCAACUAAAUGCCUCUCAGAUGGCAACAGAAAUCCAAAUGUAUGAGCUAGUACAAUGUAUUUUUAAUUAAUUACUGUCAUAAUUUGCAUUUAUUACAUGCACAUGUAUCCCUGGGAACUUCUUCUUGAUGCAUUUGAAAGGGAAAAGAGUUGUAUCCAGAAGCUUGCUGUUAUGUUUCUUAUUGAAAGAUGUUAUUGUUUAUUUUUAAGAUAAAUUAUGAUUAAUCACUAGUGAGAAUUAAACCAUAUAACCAGCCAUGGUGCUGCUACAUGUAAUAAUCAGGCAAUCAACACCAUUGCUUGAUAUUAACCGGCGUGCAAAGAAAGUAGUGUCCGAUAGCCUGGGGCUAGUGGACUUUGCUAUUGGGCUAGUGAAUUCUGUUUUUAACUUGCCCAACGGGCAAGUGAUGUUUUUUGAGGAAUUGGAAUAACAGAAGAACUUUGAAAGCAAUUCUGCUCGUCAAAAAGCUUUUGGGGCUAGUUGAAGUGACAUCUGGGCUAGUAAAUGCUAGCUUCAGUUUGCCCGAAUGGCAAGCUGUAAAAAUGAUUUUCUUUGCACCCUAUUAACCAACAGUAAGUAUGGUUGGCAUCAGUUUUAAUUUGUGUUGCUGUUCUAAAUACGCAAUGUAUCAAACAUGCAAACAUGGGGGGGGGGGGGGAGAAGGGUACUGGUACUAAGACGCAUUUACCUUAGCACAACAUUUCACAUAGAUUGAGGACUAUCCUGUUUGGCUUAUCAAGUUAUUUUACUCAUGAACUGUCCACUGUUUUGACAAUUAGCUUUUGUACUUAAUGCCAAGAACGGUACAAGCAUGCUUGUGUAAGUUCAGGGCCCAGCAUCUUAUAGCCCAAAUUGCAAUAUAGCUUUGCUAGCAACAGUCAUACUGUAAGUAGCAGCAUUUACUAUUUCGGAUUGCUUGAUAUUGGCCAAUGAUAAGCAUUCAAUAUUGCGUUUAAGAUUAAUAUUACUAUUAUCAUGCUAGGAAUUGACUAAGCUACAUGUAGCAUAAACUUACAAUUUUUUCAGCAUUUUGCUCCCUAAAGAUACAGAUCUGCACGUAUACAGUUUUACAUGUAGGUUGGUUAUAAGGUUUUAGAUUGAUAAUUUGAACUUACUUGAAGCACAAAGAGUUAAAUUAGGUUUUGCAGGCAAAAUCAUUUCUUACAUGAUUGUACAUGUUUUUUUGUAUACAGUAAGUGUUGUCUUCCUCUUGUGCAAAGCAUUUUUUGCCGUCUUAAUCAAAUUUUGACGUGGAUAUUGUGGAUCAAUAUAGGUUUCUGAGAAACUGCCCGCCUACCCCUCCCCUGAGCCAACAUUUUGCCCCUAAGUGAGAAGUGUUAAUGUUAUCUUAGGGGAGGGGUAGGUGGGCAGUUAAUUGAUCCUUGUCUUCUUCAUUUUUUUUUUUUGUCAUAGGACUUCCAAGCCAAAGACAAUUCAUAUACAAUUCCAAGAAAAGUAAAUGCUCCUUUUGACAAGGCAAAGAAAGGUAGCUCCUGGUUCAACAGCUCAUUCAACGAGAAAGACCACACACCAUCAAGAAACUGCCAUACAAGAAAAGUUAACACACGAAUGACUCAAAGGAAUGAAAUUGGAUACCGGGUGAUGAGACAAGGGCAGUUGGGCAGGCUUAAUAAAACUCCUUCAUCACGGUGGAAACAUGCAAGUCCACCGGGAGAGCUUUCUGCUUUGCGCAACAAACCAUCAAUAUCACAACAAGAAAAGAUUUUAUCAUGUCAAGGUUUGUAAUAGGGUCUGUGAGAUUUAGACUUUUCACAAGUUGCAUUUCAGGCACAUACAUGUAUAGCUCAGCUGGUACAUGUAGAGUGGCUCUUAAUGGAAACGUUUCUGGUUUGAAUUGCAGUUAGUCCAUCACAUGGGCUAAUGCUACUGAAACAAUGCCCAGAGGUCAUGACAAACCAUCUGUAACAAUUGUUUGGUUCUGUGAAAAUACAUGGGAACUCACCUCUUUAAAUAUUGUCAAAGUCAUAUAAUGAAUUUUUUCUUAGCACUGAAAGCCAUAAACCAGUAACGCAAAAUGUGCUUUGGGAACGAUUUAAGAUGGUGGACAAUAGAAAACUGAUAGAUGCUUAACAACGUUUUAUGUAGUUUUGAGUGAGGAACACAGACCUGCCUCACUGGGAAAUUUAGGAGCUAAGUUCUCUGAAACAUUAUUCCCUCAUUUUUAAGACCUAUUUUUAAGCAAAUCAAACUGUUGUGAUAUUAUUAGACAACAAUUUAAAAUGUUUGAUUUCAAUAAUUUUAGCGGUGUCUUAAAUGUUCUCUUUCCAAGAUGCGUGGCCCAUAAUAUAUACAGUAAAAUUCCGAAAAUAAGCCCCUCCAUGUAUAAGCCCCUACAAAUAUAGGCCCCCCAAAAUCGUAACACAAAAAACCCUCCGUUAAAUCGCCCCUCCAAAUAUAAGCCCCCCGGGUGGCUUGUACUUGGAAGUUGCCCUCGAAUACAAAGUAGAACAAAGCAAAAAUGGUAAAUUUCCUUUCCACUACAAGCUAGCCCAACCGAUUUUAUAACGCAAAUUUCCCUCCGUACAUAAGCCCCUCCAAAAAUAAGCCCCUCAAUACUUUUCCAUAAAUUAUACUGGUAUUCAUUUAUUCAUUUCCAUGUGAGAAUCAGAUCGGAUCGCAAGUUGAGUAGUUUUUAAAACUACUAAUUUAAUUAUAGUAAACUUUCAAGCGAUUGCAGACAGUAAGAAGUUUUGCUUCAGCAGCGUGCAGAGAAAGUAGUGUCUGAUAGCCCGGGGCUAUUAGAUUUUUGUAUCAGGCUAGUGAUUUCUGUUUUUAACUUGCCCAUCGGUCAAGUGAUAUUUUUUGAGGAAUUUGAAUAACAGAAGAACUGUGAAAUCAAUUCUGCUAGUCACGAAGUCUUUGGGGCUAGUUGAAAUGACGUCUGGGCCAGCAGAAGCUAGCUUCAGCUUGCCCAAAUGGUAAGCUGUAAAAAUGAUUUCUUUGCACCGUGUUCAGGCACUAAAAUUUACUGGUUACUGCCUGAUAAGGAGAACACUGCAUGGGUUAAAUGUCUAUGUAGUAGUGAGUUCAACUGGUUAACGCAAUCCCAAAGAUUAAAGAGGUACAAUAUUUUGCUUGUCCAAUAAAUUACAGUAUUGUUUCUUUUUUAUUUUGCAGUUCAAGAAGCAGACACUUCUGAAAAAUGCAAUGGAUUUGAAUCAGAGAAUACCGCAAGAACAGCAAACACUUUUAAUUCCUUAAAAGAAGAACAAGAACAUAGCAGAUCAAUGUUAGAUUGUAUCAUGCAGGGAAGUUCUAAGAAAAGUCUCAGUAACACUGCACUGAAUAAAGAUGAAAAUACAAGGACUGAGUCAACAAAUUCAGACAUUAAUUUGACAUUAAAAUCGAGUUCUCCUGAACCUCAUGACUCUCUAACUUCAUCAAAAGAUGCCUUUUCAGAUGAUAAUUAUGAUGAUGCAUUUAAAGAACACUGUACAAAAUGCAUGACAAGACUUUCACAGGAUAGUAUGUGCCCAGCUUGUAAUAAGGAUAUAUUUCCAUCUCAUGCGGCAACACCACGGAAGCAUCUCUCACCUGGUAGAUUUUAUUCAUCCAAAAAGGUGCGAACAUAUCCGGGUACUAAAAAGUGUGGGACUGGAGUUCCUCGUUUAUGUGCAGCACCAGAUACAAAGCCCUCUACCACUAAAAAAUCUGUUGGUUCGAGCCAAGCAACCUCUGGGAGAAAAAAAAGAAAGAAUCAAAGAAAAGUGAGUUGAUUUUACUUAGAGGUGUCUGAAGCAUCAUUUUUCCAGGAAAGACUCAACUGUUGAGAAUGUACACCUGUAUGGAGCAAUCCUUAUUACAGUCAAAGCUCUCCUUGUGACCACCCUCAUAAGUAACCAGCUCUAUUUACAACCACUUUUGUUAAACCCCAUUUGAGCUCUUGUAAGCGAUCGUGGCCACUUUUUGGAUUACCCAACUGGCCUUUCCCUUUCCCUAAUUAUAAUUUCCACAUUUCUCAUUUUCAUGUUUGCUGACCAGUUGUUACUUGUGGAUGUGUUUUCUCAGCUGUACUAUCUAACUUAUGCCAAAAAACAUCAAUGGCGGACUUCCAUUGUAAAUUGUUAAGGUCUUGAUAAAGAGUCGAUAAUAUUGAUUUGACACAGCAAUUUAAUUUAUCAAUUUUCACCAAUUUUUGUUAUCAAUCGAUAAAAAUCACUUGAUUGUUGCUGAUUUUUAUCAGUAAGGAUUAAGUUUUUAUUGUUUGACUACUCCGGUAAUGGUUACAUAGUUUUUCAAGAUACUGUUCAGGGUUGUCAUUAAGAGCCGGGGGCCGGGGAUUUUCCCCGGAUACUAAGAGACUGGCCCCCGGCUACUUUUAUUGGAAAAUAGAAGAAAAAUAGAACCAAAAGAAAUCCCUAGCCGUUGAUUCCCCGCCUACUUGUUGCAUUUACCCGGCAACUUGAAAUAUUAGUGACAACCCUGCUGUUGAACCUUUGGUUAGAAACUACCCAAAAUGCUUUGAUUAAGUGGUCACUUAUAAGAAUGAAACAACAGGAAUCUCGUUUAAGAAGAGUUCCUGAGACAUCUUCUUUGUGGAAGAUAAUAAUUUUGCAUGCAAUUUCUAAUUUACAACAUGCGUAGUUGCUUGUUGUCACCAACUUCUUAGGUGACUAGGAAAUCUUAGUGUUUUCAUUGAAAUCCAAUGCCGGGCACCCUUAAUUUCACAAGUUCAGAGCACCAGCAGGCACCCUUGAAUUUUUCUUAGGGCACAGCCUUGAGUAUGUACUGCAAACGUAGAGAUUAAUGAUUAAUAAUAUAGUAGUUAUAAUAAUAAUAGUAAUAAUAAUAAUAAUAAUAAUAUUUAUAGAGGGAGCCCAACUCGCCAAGGCGGUUUUCAGUGGGGCCCUCAGGCAUAAAUCUAACUAAUUAAUUAAUUAUUACGAAAAACUAAAUUAUGUUUACAAGUAAAACAAAUUUAAAAAUUUAAAAUCUUAAAAUCGAUUAUACAAAAAAUAUCAAGGUUUAAAAAUUAGCUGAGAUCUUUUAAAAAAGUUUUUAACUUGGAAAAAAGUUUUUAACUUGGCCUCAAGUAGUUAUAAUUAUUAUAACUACUAUCACCCCAAAAACUGGUUGUGGUCUCUUACCAGAGGUAAUUGUUUCAGAGAGGUUCCAACAACAGUGCUUUGACUAGGGAAGUUUUGGUGGUCUAUCCAGACAACCGCUUAUGGGAGGUGGUCGCUUAUAAGAGGUGGUCGCACAUAGAGGUUCGACUGUAGUAAAACAAAUUAGUGAAAAAUUCUGGUUAUUAUUUACCCACACAUAGUGUCUGUUUACCAAGGUUAGCACCGCCGUAGCCAGUAUAAGGCGAACCGAGGCACUCGCCUCGGUAAAAUUUUAUCAAAUACUGUCGAUUUUUAUUUUUUUUAUCAGACUGAUAAUAUUAGAAGAUUUCAUACGGCUGAUUUCGUACAACGGACCGUGUGUUCGCCUCGGUUGUAGUUUCUUCCUGGCUACGGCCCUGGUUAGGCUGUUGUUUUUACGAGUUAGCGUGGCUGAGUGGUUAGAGCACUGGAAUUGAUAUCACGUGGCCUCAAGUUGAAGUCCUGUCAUGAGCACAGGCUGGAUUUGUCGUCGGCAGUCCUGAGUCCAACUCAAUUAAUAACCUACUGGUUUGUUCCAGCUGGUUGGGAUUCUAACUCUGUUUUAUUUUGCCUCAUUUACCUUUUAUUAAUGAAUAAUUAAUUUAUUUGUUUAUAUUAAAUAUAUGCAAUUCAGCAGGCUAACACUUUUUGCUCUUUUUUUCUCUUUUAUGUUAUUUAAGUCACACAGCGAUGACUCAGAUCCAGGUAUGUUACUCUCAACAAUGCUGCCAUUAGUAUCAAAAAUCAAAGAAAUUUAUUGUAAAACAAAGACAAAUAAAUGGUUUAAAUGCUUCAAUCUGGAAUGACAUAAUGUUUUCUUUAAAAUCAGAUUUAGGUGGAAAUUACCUCAAACUGGUGAGAACAUUUUUUAUAAACCAAUAACAAAUUUGAACCAUGGCAGCACCAUUGAUUGGGUGCUGUUAUGAAAGUAAUGAUAAAAUUAGAAAAAUAAAUAAUUAAAUACGAAGAAACUCUUUAUUGUAAAUAUGAGUAAAUAGUCGAUUUAUCCCUACCAGGAAGCAAUCAAAAAGCAAAAAAAAUCAACAACGAAAUGCUGGUAGAAAUUACAAAAAAAAAUACAAGACUAAGAUAUUUAAAAUCUUACUAACAGGUGUCGCUUCAGUGACUUUAUUCUCUUCUACCUUUACCUCUUGCUUCUUCUCUGACAAGUUUGAAAUUUUGCUGAACAGGUUAAUUUUGACAGCAUGAAUUUUUAUUGUACAUACAUUGAACAUUGACUUUACUCUCAUCGAUUUAAUAUGAUUCAAGAGUUAACCAAAAAACUUACAACUUGAAGUUUCCUGUUAAUGCACCGAACACUUAAAGCAUAAUGCACUUUUGGGGUCCUUGUAGUUGAAAAAACGUCGUAUUUGUUAGAGAUCAUUCUUGAUUCUUUUGAAAGCUAUGGUAGUUUUAUUAAGUUUGUGUUUUUAAUCAAGAAUUAAUUAAUAAGAAUUCAAUGUACCCUUGUUGAAUCUGUAGAAUUUCAACCUGGAAAUAAAAAAAGAGGUGGCAAACAGUUGAAGCUUGAUGCAAUAAAAAAAGGUUAGUUACUGUUAAAGAAUAUUUUACUGUUAGUUAUUACAAUAAUUAGUCUAGACGUGAGUUGUUUUGAUACCCCUAUUUUUCAUUCUUUUUUUUUAACAGGGUGAGAUCAAAAUUCUAAAAAAAUUGCUUACCCCUCAGGCUAGUUAGCGGGGAGCAGUUGUGACGUUGCUCUACUCUUCAGGCUAGCUAGCCGGGAGCAGUUGUGACGUUGCCCUACCAAUCCCCCAUUUUCACUAAUAUUUACUAUUUCUCUUUAAAUGUUGCUUGCCAUACUUGUAAUUAAAGACAUAUUACCGACCGAUUACUAGAUCAGUCUUCGUACAACCCGACCUCUCACAAGGCUACUACUAUCCAGACUCUGACGAGAGGAGCGCAACUAGUUUGCGACUCACCUGGCAGCCUACAAGACGAGACUGAUUAUGUUAACAACGUUUUUAGUAAGAACAAUUACAACACGGACUUUGUUAGACGGAACACUCACAGUAACACUGAUUCCAACUCUCAGACCAACUCUGGCCCUGUUACGACAGCGACGAUACCGUACAUCAGAGGCACCUCUGAAACUAUUGCACGUAUAUUACAACCUUACAAUAUAUGUGUUGCGCACAAACCGAUAACCACUUUACGGCGACUGCUUACUAAUGUCAAGGACAAAGACAAACCGGAGGACAGACAGGGAGCAGUAUACAAGAUCAAAUGCUGCGACUGCCAGGCUUCUUACAUUGGUGAAACCUGCAGAAACCUAAGCAUGCGACUGACCGAACACAAACGCGCGACGAGGAAUGGUCGCGUCAACAAUCACAUUGCUGAGCACCAUUUAAAGACGAAACAUCAAAUUGACUGGGACUCUGCGACGUGUAUAUCGUAUUCUACAGACUACUAUCAACGUCUUACUUUAGAAAGCUGGUUUACUAACUUAGAACAAACACCACUGAAUCGUAGCCAACAGUUACCAGCGCCGUACAAACGACUUAUUGACGAGAUCAAGCAAAACUAACUACAAGAGAACAACUGGAGAACUGACAAUUUGACUAACAAUAGACGACUGUUUAACUGUGACAAUAGACGGAUCAAAACGCACCAAUUACUGAUUACGAGUCUUCAUAGCCAAUAACAUCACGGCUUAACUGGCAGACGACUAAUAACAUCGCGACAUAAUUGACCAAUCAGAUCAAUAACCAGAGUGUAAUUCCAUCAAAGGGCGUGAUACAACUCACUUGGACUCUGAAGAUGACUACUGCACAGGUUGUCAAAGCGUCAGUCACUGUCAACAACAACAGUCCUAUUCAGGACUAUGUUCACCCAGACGAUCAAACUCAACCUUUUGAAAUGACUCCUGGGUUCAAACCUUUCACAAUAAAGACAUACUAGCCCAAUUUGUCCCUCCUCCAGCCCCAAGCACUUUUGUUGUGCCUUGUUCCACCAAUGGAGACCCAGGGGCAGUCAGUUGGGUCAGAGAAAAAAGGCAGCGAAUGUCCCAGAGACUCUCUCGUCUGUUCUGGAAAACCUUCGCCAACUUAUUUCCGACCCAGCUGACUGCCCCUGGGUCUCUAAGGAUGGCCCUGUUCAAGUAUCAACACAUGGGAACUUUGAUCUGAGGCUUUGUCUUAUUCGUUUUAGUGGAUGUUAUUACUUUAUCUGAUGAAGAAGAGGUUAUAGGUAUGUUCUUACUGCUUAACUAACUGAUUGGUAAUGAGCCUAGUAUUAGAACUGUUUUGCAUUCCGCACAAGUUAUAGUGUUACAGAAGUGCUAAUUACAUGUAACUGCCUCGACGACAUUUUAAUGUAUAAAUAGGACCACCACAACCAGAAGGCAUAAGAAACAAAGUAAUAGAGCAGAAUACUGUACUUGGUUUUUCUGACUCACAGUCAAAGUCUGGUGUCACAACUUCAGUGUACAGAACUAAGCAGUUUACGGAGUACAGAUUAAACUGAGCCAGGGUUUUCAAAACGUUUUUAAGUAGAUGGCUGAGUUGUUAAAGUAAGUGGCCAGUCCAGGGAUAUUUUAUUUAAAAAAUGCCUUCCGUAAAGAAAUGCCAAGCAGAGUAGCCGGCCAAUACUAACCAAGUAGGUGGCGAUUUUCACUGGCAGCCGGCUACUUUUGACAACCCUGCUGGGCGUUCAAAAACUGAUGUGAGGCUUCGAUUUAACGACGGAUACAACAUAUUUCCAAAUCCUUAACUACGAAUUUAACAGAGAACAGUUUCAACUGAAUGGCAAAAACCAUGAGAAUGUGUGUGGAUUUUUAGGGUAUAUAUACUGGUCCACUCUUCUUUCACGCACAAAAUAACUAGCAACGAAAGAGGGAGAUAAACCAAAUUUAAAGGUAAUUUAAGGUAAUUGCAUUACCUUGCUACUUAACGUUACACAUUAGUCAUGUGAUUAUCAUACAUUCUACUCCAAAAACAUUACAUGAUGUAGAUUCCAAAUCCAUCUUUGGCUUUAAAAUUAAAAUGCAAAACCUCUUCUAGGAUUUGGAUUCCUGUUGUCCAUUUUUUACUUUAAAGGGCACAGCAUGUACCAUUUGUACCGUGUGAUACUGUCAAGGUUACCCCCUGGAUGAGACGACAUGUUUUUAAAUGCAUUUAAAUGCAAUUUAAAUGAGUUAACUAAAAGCACCUUACUGCCGGAGGUCUGUGGUCAUUCAACAUGCGCAUGCCCAGUUGUUUGCUACUCCUGUACAACCUUAAUGUGAUUCAGUGGCGUGGAGAUUUUACUUUGUGCUACAUUGUCCAUGCUACCAGAUUUCUUUAAGCCAUCUUCUUCCCCCCUCCCCCCUCCCCCCUCUCCCUAUAGCUCUUUCUCCGCUGAUAUUUUUCAGUGUGAUGUGGGCCUGUUUUUGUUUCCUUUUUGUGUGGGGGCUCAUGGCUGGGUUGGGCCAUUGUGCCAGCCAUCAGGGCGUUAUUCAAUCCAGGUACUGGCUUCCAAAAGUGGGCGUCCCUGGAUGCUCCAGGCAACCAACCUCCUUUUAGCGAUGCAGUGGUUAAUACAAAGUUAAUCAACCACUUGAAACUCUUAUCCAGGAACUGAAAACUCGGAACCCAAGACAGAGGAAGCACCGGAGCUGACAGUAGAGGAGAGCUCUCAGUCAGAUGCAAAAGAUUCUCCUUUACGCAGUGACAGUGUUACUCUUGUACCCGAGUCACCAAAUGAAAACUCCAUGGAAAGCCCUGCAGAAUCGGAAUCAACAGAAAAAUCAGGCAAACGAAAAGCACCACUUUUAGAGGUACACGUAAGUACAUGCACAGUUAAUUUGGAGGAUGAUGUGUUCAUACAAUUGCUGGUGACCAAAGGAGCCCACAAUCCUAAUCUCCAAGUUGCUAUUACUGUGCAUUGUAUGUAGCCAGCAUUCAUGUACUUCCACUAUUAAAGAAUGAGUGGAAUGUACAGAAUGCAAUCUGAUCAUGCGCGUUUGGACGCUCUAUUAUGUACAAUUUACACAAAAAUCUGCUUUUCCUAGUGACUGGGCUUUUUUAAAGCCCCAUCUAAAUGUUUUAUAAGUUUUACCUGAUUGUGUCACAUUGCGUGUGAAAGGGAUUUGAUAAUAAUAAAAUUAAAAAUAGGACUAAUCGACCACAAUUUUCCACGGUCUACACUCUUAUAGACCAUUGAAAUGUCGUCAUAAAAUGUUCAAAACUCAAGUGGAACCACGAGCCGCAGGCGAGAGGUUUCACUGCAAAGUUUUGAACAUUUUAUGUUGUCACUUCCAUGGUCUAUGAGAGUGUAGACCAUGGAAAAUUGUGGUCGAUUUGAUUUUUACAAUAACAUUUUUUUUAGUUUCCUGCGAGGUUUCUCGGAAAAUGUUACGUCAUUUCCGUGGUCCAUACUCUCAUAGACCAUAGCUCUCGACCAACCAGCGCACAAAAAUUUACUCAGUUAUUGUGAAAUGAAAGAUAUUUAAUAUUUUUUUUACAUAGUAAGAACCUUGCAAAAUGAAGCGAAGGCCAUCUUCAGCGUCUUGUCUUUAGAAAACUCAUUUAGUUAUCUUAACUGAUGAGUCUCUUUUGCCUGGAUCUUAGGAGGAACAGCAGUCCAAGAAAAAGGGAGGCGUAUACAAUAGAGAUGACCUUGAAUUACAAAUCAUGAUUGGUCAGGAAGUCCAUCUUGGUACCUUGGCUUGCACGGCAGUGGAACCUCUCAAGGUUUUGUCAAUUGCAACUUACCAUUACCUUUUUGCUUCUAAUAGUAACAAGAAGUAGAUGGCUUCGUGCCAAAGUUCCACCCAAGAGAUUUCAUUUGACUGGUAACACCAUGAGAUUUCAUCCAGACAUUCAAAAGCUACAGCAUGCGGAGAAAGUAGUGCUCGAUAGCCCAGGGCUAGUUUAUUUUGCUAUCGGGCUAGUGAAUUCUCUCUUAAAUUUGUUUUGGGGAAUUCAAUUAUUACAGAAGAACUGUAAACAAUAUUGGUCAUCAACUUUUUGUCAAGCUAGUUGAAAUGACUUUUCGACUGACAAGCGACGUGAACCUUUUCGUAAACGCUUAAAGCCAUGCAAGAGAAAAGCCUCUACUCGCAGGGUAUGGGAAAGUAUGGCUUUGGACGAAAACCAGUACAAGUUCAAAAUCUCUUGCCAAACUACAGUGUAAGGGGAGAGAAUGGCAGACAGGGAACGUUUACAAGUUGGUACUUCACAUAUAAUUCAAUGAAAAGUUGGGUGUCUAUAGCCGGUCUUAAGGGCCUUGAACUGGCCGUUUUCUGCUGUGCAACACAAAUUUCAAAACUGUUAGGGUGGAGGUUUCCUGUCAUUUACAUAUUACUUUUCUAUUUAGAUCACCGCAAAUGGCCGUUCUGAUGAGAUCAAACUUAGUGUUGAUUGUGGUAAGUACACACUGAAGCUACAAAAUGAGAACUACAAACAUGUUACACCCCCAAACCCCACUUUAUGGACACCUCAUUAUUAUGGACAAUUUGCUUUGUCCCUGGAAAAAAAAGCACUUGCAUUUUUUUAAAUUCAACCCGCUUAAUACGGGCACCCAGUUAAUAUGGACACUUUCUAUGGCCCCCUUAGUGUCCGCAUUAACAGGGGUCGACUCACUGACUGUACCUCGUAUGUUAGGUGGUGGCAGUGAAGCAUGUUUUGUAACCUGUAGGGAUACAUAUAGUUACAGUUAACUGUGAAAUUGAAGUUUCCACCUUCAGCGUGGAAAGAAAGUUGUGUCCAAUAACCCCGGGCUAGUGAAUUCUGUUUUCAACUUUUCCCACGGACAAGUGAAGUUUUUUGGGGGAAUUUAAAUUACAGAAGUACUGUAAUAAAUGCUGGAAAUUCAUUAAACCUCGCUUUAACGGUGGACUUCGGUCAUCAUUCAUGGGUAACAGUGCACUGUUACUGUCUGACGUCAUAGAUUUUACAAUGUUGCCCGCUCAUAGAUUUUGGCGGGAAACAGUUUGUUAUAUGUCACGUGACCAUAAAGUAAUCAAUGAGAGCGCGCGCUGUGGGGAAAAAAUUUCCAGCUGUAUACACUGUAUAUAACAAGGUAACUUGUUUAAAUUCUUUAUAGAUUCAAGCUGAUCUGACGAAGUGAAAUUAUUAGCUAUUAUUACAAUGAAUUAAUAAAGCAAAUAAAUUGAUUAACAAAUGCUGUAAUUAAUUAAUAAAUAAUUAUUAUUCAUUUAUUUAUCCCGCUUGUCCAUUUUUUUUGCUAGCUACGCUUGGGGCAGGAUGUAAACUGACUUGCUUUACCCCUUUGCUCCAUAACCUUGGCUAUUAAUAUCUCUUAUCACUCCUGAUAUCGCACUGAUAACUUAAAUUACAACACUUUGUUAUUUUUUUCUUUUAGGAAGUAAAAUUGUAUUGCUAACCAUCUCAGGAAAAGACCUGACUUCACUCAAGGUAAAACAGAACAUCAGUGGUACAGUGCACAUGUAAAACUUAUUCCCAAAUCCGAUUGGUAGCGAGUUCUUUAGAAGUGCCAAAGGGAAAGGGUCUUGAAAGCUAAGUGAAAAUGUAAUCGUUGGGAUCACUGGAAUUUUUUCAGCGAACGUGGCAAUAACAACCAUCAAAUGGAAACAACGCUUUUAAUACUUGUCUUUUAAGACAAAAUACAGGGUACAUGUCAAUGAAUUUCCAAAGUUAAAGUGUUCGUUGAACUACAGUCAGUAUAGCUCUGGAAGAUUCACCAACAGAUCCUGCACGUGUUGAAACUUCUCUGAGAGAAAGGCAGGGGUCACUUGUUUGUCCUAAGAUGUCUAGGGUUACAAGCUGCUACUGUCUAUUGGGAAGGAUUUUUUACUCUACAAUAAACGGACGUGUGAACGUUUGCUUUGCCCGGGUGACUUUAAAAGCAACGGCCUUGUCUCCAGCUGGCAAUGUCAAAAAAGUGUACUCAAUCAUUAUUUUGAACAAAACAUAAUUUUUUCAGCCAUUCAUUCAUUCGACCGCAUCUGUUAAAACGUUUUCGCUAGCCCUUCAUCCGUUUUAUCUCAUUCGUUCAAAUAUAUCUUCAUCCCUUCUGCCGUUUGUUCUUCGCUAUCCUUUUCUCAUCCCUUCGCUUACCGUACGUUCAGCCGUUCGAACGGAUAUUGUAAGGAACGCUUUCGCGAGAGAGGUCACAUUUGACUCUUUAAAGUAAAAGCGGAUAACAUCCCUGCUUACACGUGGAACUGCAUGAAUUUGCUAAAGCAUGAAAUAAAAGGAACUUAUUGAUUUCCUUUUCUGCAGAUCAGUCGUGGUCAAGAUCCAGACGUGAUCGUGCUGGGAGUUACACCUGGCUUUGCUCUUAAACUGAGGCAUAAGUUUCCUUUCAAGGGUUCGGCAUUUCUUAAUCCAGGAAGUGCUGGUACAGUAUGCUGUAUUUAUUCUCUUGUAGCAAUGCUAGACUCAAGUCCUGUUGUCAAAUUUAACUGCAGAGCACUCAGAAUAAUUAUUUCUCCAAUUGUGAGUAGAUAACGUGCGCUGGUUGAUUCUUCACAGCUAUCUCUUGUACGCUGGUUAAAUUUGGGAGAUAUAUGUCGUUCGUUAAAAGAUUAAGGCAAUCGUCAACCACUGGAAGUUGUUGACUGAAAAAAUGCAAAUGUCCUAAAUCUGUGUAAUGAAGAAGUUCCACACAAAAUAAGAGAAUUUCAUUCGUGAACUGUGACACUGACCAAGAGUUCCACUAAUCUCUUGGUCAUCUGUGUUUUUUAGUUGACAGUACACACUUUUGUAAGAAGUAAGCAAAGACGGCCUAGAUACAAAACCACGCUGAGUUACACAAUGAAUAUCAGCGAUCUGAUCCCUAUAGAGUCUUCAAGCUCUACAAUUUACCUAGGCUUCCCCCGCACUACAAUCAAAAUCGUUGGCCAGCAUUGUUUCAAAUUUAACUUCGCUAUAUUACAUCAAGUCGCAUUUUACGGAUGCGUCGCGUUAAACAGGCCUCUGAAGAUAAGAGAGAGAUGCAUAAAUUUUAAGGUCGGACUUAAGGGCGUAACUUUCAUCAGUUAAGCCCCAGACACAAGCAGUUACGACUAACGUUAGGUUUUAUACAACGGGCGCUCCCCUGGAGGCUUUCAGGAAUCUUAACAGAAGUAACGUGCUUGUCUUAUAGUGGCAUCAGAAAGGGACAUAAUCCUUGAAGUCAGUGAACGCGUCACGAAUGAAAUUAUUCACGAUCUAAUGGAUUGGGUAAGCUUGGGUGUGGUUCACAUUUAAUGAAGUCAGCAAGUUAGUUUCCACUAAAUCGUAGUCAACAGUUGCCGGCACCGUACAAAUGACCAAUUAACGGACUCAAGCAAAACUGACAACGACAGAAUGACUAUAACUAAGUAUAAACUAACUAUAUUGUACUAACAAUGAACGACUGUUUAACCAGGACAAAAGACGGAUCGAAACGCACCAAUGACACUUCGAGACUUAAUAGCCAAAAACAUUACGGCGUAACUGACAAACGACCGAUAACAUCGCAACUACGCCUCAGAAUUAUAAGUAGCUACGGGGAAAACGCAUGUUCUAGGAUAACGCUACAUGAUGGACAGGGCUCGUGCGCACCUUAAAAGCCCUUGAAUUUUAAAAUGAAAAUUCAAAGCCUUGUAAAUUGCAGUCGGUGCUGGAAAGCCGUUGAAUUUCAAUACUAACUUUAUAGUUGAAGUAGAACUCCGAAGGAAGAACUAGACAAGACUCAAGGCUCUUUUUUGCACUGAAUGGAUUCCUUGAAAAAUGGGAAAUGUGUCCUUGAAAGUCCAGUGAAAAGUCCUUGAAUUUUUUUUCGUUCGCAAAGGCUACAAACCCUGAAUGGAUAAAUCUCUAUCCAGUUGAUAAGGCAACUGGAUUCCCUAAUUCUUAUCUGCUGGAUAAUGAUGAUAGUGGAUAGUGCUAUCCAACAUUUGAACAACCGGGGUAAUAAGUUGAUUAUCACACUCCUCCUCGCUCCACCGUUACGACAUUUGUUACAGAUGUUACAGGUUACAGUUACAACUAAAACAUUCCAUGAUUUCAUACAGCUACAGUCUGGAAGUAACGUAUUCUAACCCAGAACACCCACACACAAGGCCAAAUGAACCUAAAUGCAAAAUAUAUGGGAAAAUCGAAAAUCGGCUCGAGACUUUGCGAGUCAGUAGACCAGAAGAGAAUAUGCGCUAUCGUUGAGAGGAGGAGGGUGGGGCGAGAACUGCUAGCGAGGGUACCAAGACCUAAACUUUACUAGAAAUGGCUGAAUAAUCAUGCAUGCUGCUCUUUAAACUGAAGAGCAAAGUCUGUGGAUGUGCCGUGUAUUUCCCAGGACCACGCUGAGAAGGUUAAUGUAGGGUUUUGUCCGUGUUUUCCCCAGUGAGAAUAGCUAGCAAAUUAAAAAACACUUGUGCCUAACAGUAUGAGAGUUAAAAAUGUGUUUCGCGUUUAUUUUGUCUUUCAGGUGUCAGAAAAGUUGUCCAAAGAUUUUGCUGAGUUAAGGUGACUGGAAAGUGACGACGUCUAGCAACUUAGAAAUAAUCAUAACAUUAAAUUUCGAAGUAAUAAGUUUAAAAACUGCUUAUUUAACUCUAGCUAACUCUUUUUUUGGUACACUUCUAUAAGCGCAACUUAUUGUCUUUUAGCCUUUGUAGAUAAUGAUUCUUAUGUUAUUAACUUUGGUUUCAUUAAUCAUUUUCAAUUGGUUGAAAGGGGCUGAUUUUGAAACAAGACUUAUUUGUUGAACGUUUUAUCGUAGUGUCUGUAAGGCAUAGAAAGGAAACAGUUUGGUGUCAGUUAUUUUCCAUCUCUCCAGUACUAAAACAAUAGUGCCGAACGUAAUGUUAUUUUUAAGGGCAAGCAGGUCACUCAGUUGCCCUCUUUGUCUUCAUCCCUAUUCUGAUAACAUGUGUCUGAAUGGGAAAGGAAAACUCUUACACCUAACAACGCAAUGGUCGGGAGAGGCAGAACCCAGGGAAAGAAACUCCUUCCACCUAUCUCGCGCUUGAACUGUUCGCGCCCUCGAGCGUUCGAAUUUCCAAUUUGGCCUUUCAUCUCGAGCUCCUGUCACGAAGCGCUAUCCACCUCCCCUCUUCCUCUCCAGCCCCCAACCCCCCCCCCCACCCGAACCCGAAUCAAAAGUGUUAUUUGCGUUGUUAGUGUCCUUCCUCAUUUGGAAUUUCUGGUUUAUUUGUAGCUUAAAAGAGGUGGAGAGAAUCAAAUCUUUCAAAGCUUCUACAUCAGCAUCAGCAACCAAGGAAAAAGAGCAAUGUACGGAAACAGAAUUGUUGUCUUUGUUAUUGUACUUCUUUUGGUUGUGUAGUUAGAUUUCCAUAGUUCAAACCGAUGUCUUUUUCUACUCAUAACGACACGAGCUUACCUCUCUUGAUCUAGGGUACCCCGCCACAAUUGGCGAAAGUAAGAAAGUGAAAAUAAAUAAUUGUCCUUUUUUAUGAUGACAUUUUUUUCAUUUCAUUGUAGCGCCCAGUGAAACAUCUUCCACUUCCAUGACCACUCGUUCCAGGACAUAUAGCACAAGAACAAGCGGCAGCAAAGAAGCAGCAGCUAAAACCGUAGAAAAGUAUUUUUUCCUCUUGAUUUAUGUUACUUGAAAAAAUUCGUGUAGUAUAAUGACAAUGUAACUAAUUUAAAGAGAGUUCAAUAGCCCCUUUCGGACAACGAAGCGCUCAGGCUUUUGUGGAAUGUGCAGUUUUGUCACGGCAAGAAUCUUAAGUCUUCCCGAGCGGUUUUGUAGCUGUCUGUUUUAGCAGCCUCCCAGCGGUUUUGUAAGUUAGUUUGAAACGGUCCAGCGCCCCAGAAAACCUUCGUUUUUCCUUCUACUGAUUCAGUCAGUGUAACGGCUACCUGCCUGAGGUGGUGGCCGUAGCGACGAUAUUCAGUGUGAGGGCUAGCCUAAAGUGAAGGAAUUUUCUGGGGCGCGUGGCAACUAGGAUUUAAUCGCAAGAGGCAGGGAAGGGGCGACGAGUGUUCUUUAUGCACCACCAUAAUGAUAUAAGCCCCGCUUUCACUCUUCCCAGUCCUCCUCGGCAUUCCAAAACAAAAGUCGGCGACUGCAAAUAAAUUAAGAAAUACUGAUUGCUCGCUCACCCAAAAAUGCUCCUUAUAAACUGCAGGUUAUCAAGGGGCUGGGUAGAUACCCAAGGCAUUGCGGAGCUUUAGAUUCUUAGAUGAGCACGACUACGAGGACGGGAUUUCUCUCAAUGGGUCCUCAAUACUAAGAAGAGUUCGCGCGUGAAUCAGCGUCAUUUUGGCGGGAAAACGUGAUAGUCUUCGUCAUUCUACUGCGAGUUUUAGCGAGAAUGUCGUGGUGGCUGAAACAAGUUGUCAAAUGUUUAGAAGAUUUAUCAUCAUGCGAUCGGGAGAGGGGUUAACCGACUUCAAUAAAAUAAUUCUGCUUACUCUGGUGAAUAAAAUUACAAUGAAGCUUUCCGGAGUGUGUGUCUUUUUUUAAGAAAACGCGAAAAAACCUUAGUUGAAUUUUUGUCCUCGAAUGUAAAGGUCUCAAUUCACAUUCUGCGUAAGCUAACAAGGCAAUAAUUAUGUAUUUUGCUUUUCAGACUGAUAGUUUAUCCAGCCCCUCCCCAGCCAGGCGGGAUUACAGUUACCUCUGAGGAUAUCCCUUGUCUUGCUCCAGGAGAAUUCCUCAACGAUGUCAUCAUUGAUUUCUACCUCAAGUAAGUUGACAUCUGUUUAGAUGGUGUCGAUACGUCAAUUUUAACCUUUUUAUCGAGAGUUCGGAGAGUCUUAAUCGCUCUCAAAACACUGUGUUUUAACUUUUCCUAACGCUACUAUGUUCUUAUUUCAGGUAUGUGUUCGAGAAACUUAAACCGGAAGACAAAGCUCGUACUCAUAUUCUAAGCUCGUUCUUUUACAAACGGCUCACACAAAAAAACAACAAACAUUCAGACAGUUUCACCAGGUAAAUGUGCCCAUCCAUCAGUAGGCCACCUUUGUUACUAUUUACUGCAUCCUUGUUUACAAUAGUAAUUUACCCCACAUGCAGUUAGUUAUUAUUUGUCGUGAGCUCGAAUCUCAUCUGCACCUCGAUAAUUUUUCCAAGCUUUCUGAUGUCAGAUUUCUUUCUCCUAAAUUUUUGAAAAUUUUCCACCCCGAAGGCUGACUGGCAGAGCACAUUUAGUUGUCUUUUUCAUCCUGAUGGACUAGAUUGUGUCCUUGUGUAAUUUUUCUUUGAAAAGGAGUAUUGCGCUUACCCACCCCGGAAGUCCAUUUCCACCUGCCAUAACCCUCACUUUUACAACGAGGCCAAGUGUAAAACGUGAUUUGUGAAACGGGUUUAAUUUGCAUAAAAAUUAAAAGCCAUUUUUAUCUCUUCCUAUUUAGCCUCGUUUUGAAAAAGAGGUUAUAGUAUCUUUAAUGUUGCAAGCGAAGAGUAUGAAAUUACAUAGUCUACUCAGUACUUGCGACUUUUGGAUUUAAUUCUUCUUAGCUUCCCAAACUAAACUUGUGUGACAUGGCUUAACUUAACUAAACUUAACUUUAAACCUUGAUGAAUUAAUUAUUUCUCCACGUAUAAUUUUCGUAUUCUAAUAAUCAUUACUGGAAUUUUUGGAAAUGUAGAGAAAGUAGAAAUACCCAGCGUUUAAACCUGAUCUUUAUUUCCUGUUGUUUGGUCUCUAGCACACCUGACCGAAUGCAUUCCCAAGUACGAACAUGGACCAAGAAUGUCGACAUAUUUGAGAAAGAUUUUGUGUUUCUGCCUAUCAAUGAAAGGUUUGCUACCCUUCUGUAUUAGAAGUAUCAAAGAGUUUCCAGUUUCUUUUCAUAUUUAUGCGCGAAGGAAAAAGCCCAAUUCAACCCUGUUUCCCCGAAGGUAAAGAAAUGAAACAGUCUGGAUGUGAUAAUGUGAUGUGUAUUUGAAAACAUUAUAACUCCUGUUGCUUGGCCAUUUUGAGGUUACUGUGAUACUAGAUCAUCAUUGCGUCUAUUAUUUUUUCUUAUAACCCCUGAGGAAGCAUUAUAUAUCAGGCAACUUUAUUGAAACAUUUUUUAUCGUACCAUAGUUUCUUUGUUUACUUCCUCGUCUCUUUGCCGUCAUGAUCAGUUUGCCGUUUAUAUAUUUUUGGUUUGAAUUGCACUUUGGGACCGGUUUGUUGGACCUUUUCUCCCAUAGAAAGGGUUGGCAUAGUCUUGAAAAGUCCUUGAAUUUUAGGGGAGUGCCAAUUUCCCGGCUUUGUUUAAUUCUAUUGGUUUCAUAUUUCAGUUCCCAUUGGUACCUGGCAGUCAUCUGUUUUGCAGGGCACACUGAACCAACUUAUAUAAACGAAAUCCUAGAUGAAGAUGAAGAAACCCAGGUAUCUUGGAGCAUUCCACUAUCGUAACCACAGCCUUUAAAAAUUCAGCCGUUCACUUUGUCUCCUCUCCGAUGCUCAAUACUCUCCCGCACAUUUAAAAGCAUUUUUCAACAGCCUAGGCCCUCGGCGUUUUCUCUUGCCCCGUUUUCCGCGCGAAGACUGGGAAAGGGUAAGCGAGUCUCUCGGUGACGUCACACCUCACGGUAGAAUCCAGAUUAGGGAGUUUAAGAUACGGAGACUACGAACUACGAACUACGGCUGGACGAGCGUUGUCCUUUGUUCGUAGCACUGGGUUGAAUCGUGCAAAUAUAGAACGUUAAGAUUGCACUACAGACAGUAGACUACGACAGAAGAGGCGGAGAGGGAAACAACACGCAAAGAUUUUCUUGUUUUCAUCACAGUUCACAAAAAUGCAAGUCAGUUUUGCAUGUGAUCUUAUCGUUAGAACAAUGAACAAAUUCUUCCAUACUUGAAGGAAGCAAUUACGUCGGGUGAAAUUGGUAAACAAAGUUUUGGUUACACAGGUUUUAUUUUUUCGCCCAUGAAUACUUAUGUCAAAUAUUAAAGAUACAUACAGAUAUAGUAAUACCUCAUUUAUACCUCAUUUAUUAGAUUUAUUUAGAAGAUGGAUUUCUCCGACCACUGAUCUGAUGUAGUUUGAAGUACUGAAAUGCCGAGUUUCGAUUGUCUCGAGAAUGUUUACAUCAUUUUCAUUCAGCAAAUGGCGCGAUACCAAAACUCGCAUAAAUAACGGUUACACAAGUACAAAGACUCACUAAUCAGUUCGAACAAACAUUGAAACUUUUCAAGUGCGAAGAGAAAGUAAAUUACCUGCAUGAUUUCUCUUCUCCUAGGCUGUCAAUCUGAAUUCUGCGUAUAAACAGCUAAGCUUAUUUAAACAUGAGCUUAGCUAGAUAAAAAUGUAGUCACAACAGUGGAUUAAAAGCGUAAAUCUGAGCAGAAAUUAGACACAACUUACAUAUUUCGCUUUCCUCUCAAUUGAAGCAGGUGAAUUGAAAACUUUUUUACGGAAAGGCGAGAUUCUUGAACUACCGAGACGGCAAAAUACGAGCAAAAUGUUCUCCGUAGUCCCGACUACGCGAAACAGCUCAACAACUCACCGUAGCCGCAGGACUACGCGGGAAAAAUGAACAGUCACGUGGUUUUGAUCAUGCGCAGUAGCAUAUUUAUCCGUAGCCGUAGUCCGUAGUCGCCGUAUCUUAAACUCCCUAUUGACCGAGCCGCAAACGGCUGGGGACCUGGCUGAUUUUUCAGUACUUUCGGCAAGGUUUUGACAAACAGCCUACCCCCUAAAGCUACAGUUCUAAGAUCUUCGUAUUUGUUGUAAACAUUUUCCUUUACGAAUCAACAGCAGAAAAAAGAUUCAGAAUCCGACGCUGCCACGGAAAAGGAAUCAGAGAACGAUAAUAAUAACGAUGUCGAUGACGAUGAUGAUUUGGAGUUACCGACACUUACAAGUCUUCAAUCCAAAUCACUUAGUAGGAGUAGAAGAAAAAGUAGCUUGCCCAAACAGAGCAUCAAAUCACAGUAAGCUAUUUUUGUUUAUAGUGUCGUUUAGUUAUGGUGCCUUAGUCAUGGUUCUGUCAGCCCACACAGUAGGAAUUUCCUUACUUUAGAAGAUAGGGAGCACGUUUACGGCAAACCGCAUAGAUAGCCUUGUGAUUUAAGUAAUGUUUGUACUUUAUUUAUUCUGGGGCCGUAGAUCUUUUAUAGAUCCGAUAUGCCGGAAUUCUAGCAUGGUUCUGUCCUUGUUUUAGAGGUUGGUUUUGGCGAAUUCUUUAUUUUCUCUGCGAGACAUCAACUUGACACUUGGACUCUUGCCCCUCAGGAAACACGUAAUAUGGCGUGAUUCUGUGGGUGUUGAGAGUUCUAGGUCAGGGCUUAAAUCAGAGUGCGCGGAUAUUUUUCAUUAGAGCUUUCUCUGGUUACGCCAUACUGACGAGCCCCAAAGAGGGCGAAACAGCUGUCUAUGGCUAGAAUCUCGCUCUGUUUUGAGUCGUGUUGAGGUCUUGCAGAGUUAAUUUUCACGUAGUACGAUCAGCAUUGCAGUAUUCUGCUUGCAGAAUUUAAUAUGUCAGCCUUGUGAUUGUUUACAGCGACAAAAAAAGGACAGUUCUAAGUUACGCUUUUUCGUGGACCCAAAAACACUUCCCUUUACGUUGAAAAAAGUAGGCGGUAAACUUGGGAAAUGGCGGAGAAAAUGAUCUCCUGGUCGUCUGUUUGUCGCAAACGUGUCUCAAGUACUCGUUUAUAUGAUGUGUUUCAAUUCUAUUCCUGGUUUAUAUUUUAUCUUCCGCUAGUCCAGACUCAUUAUCAUACAUUACCAUACCCAAAAACGACGGGAGAUAGAAUUCAAGGAUAAAACUAAACCAUAACAUAUGCACCUCGGUGUAUGGAGCCAAGUUUCUUCACUAGAAAAAUUACGUGAUACUGAACAAACCUUGCACCCUGGCCUAUUGCGUAUACAAACUUAAGAUUAAGCAGGAGCUUUUUUCUGAAGUAUAUCUUUGCAAUCUCGUUUCAUUUCCAUAAAUUUGAAGUCUUAACCUCUAAACAGCCAGACACGACUCUCCUUACAGUGGAGGUCAAAUGUGUUGGGGCACUUAACGUAUGAUAAUAGUAAAACUGGCGAGGCGACCUCUUCCUUCCCACCCUGAACAAUGUUGAAUUUCAAGCAAUAUAGACGCAAGUAAGUACUUUUUUGGCACAACAUCGCCCUACGGAGGAAGUGGGGUGAGCGAGUGAUGAACUCAAAGGCGAUCAGAAAAACAAAAUUUAAGAGAAGGAGUCUUACGUAUUAUUUGGUUUUUACAGAUGUCCCAAUUUCUUUUGACCUCCAGUGAAGAAGAUAGUGGAAACAAACCAGGGUUUGUUCUGGGCAGCACGCACAAUCUGUUAUCCGUUAUUUUAGGCGCGUGCGAGGAAACCUGCCGUUUCUUUGUGUUGCGGAUUUUAAAAGAUGACGUAGUACAAAAGAGAGAAAGAUAAUUAAUAAUACCUACACGACAAAACACAGGCCAAUCAACAAUAGUUUCCCCAACACUAAGCAACACUAAGAAAACCUCUGGCUUCUUAUCUAUUGUGACCCCAGCUAACGUAUGAGUAUUUAAUACACAGAAAAUUCUCUGCUUCAUCCUACAGACCCUGCAUUUUGGUGUUUGAUUCACUGGGAUGCCAAAGAAAUAGGUGCAUGAUGAAUCUUAGAAAGUAAGUCUCUCUUUGUGGUCAAUUUUCUAACUUCAAUUUCUUUUUGAGUAUCAGUGUGGAUGAUUUGCUGUAACUGAAUCAUAAGCGAAAGUUAAAUCACAUUAAUUUAUUAAGGGCUGGGGGGGAGGAGGGGAGGUUUAAAGGCUUGUUUAUAGUGAAAAGUGCACUUAGCUUAUCCAGCUAGGUUACAGGCACUCCAAUCAAAUACUUAGAAACAAAUAAUUGACAUACAACAUAACAGAAUUAAAAACCCCAACUGGCAGGAGGCAACCAGUUGGCUGUUUACAAGCAUGGCCGAGGAUUUGAACUCGGGACGACCGAGAACAAGCAAAAGGCCAGAGCGGGACUCGAACCCUGGACCGCCGGAUUGCGAGUCCAACGCGCUGACCACUCGGCCACGCUGCCUCCUACAAGGAAAGGAAGAACUCUACAAAAUAAUUGGUAUUUCUUUUCUUUUCGGUGUUACACCCAUGAAAGGCAGAGGUUUUUGCACAGAAAAAGGUCGACUCCGCCCGUACAGUUGUUCAAAGGGUGAAGAAACUGCGUGCACAACUGUAAAUAAUCUGUUGUAAUCUCGGCUGAUGGCGAAGACCUCUUAGUUUUCACAGGAAAGCUUCGAACAAUAAUUAUUACUUUGCCGGAAUCGGAAUGUUUCUUUUCUACGGGAAAAACAGGCAAUCGCAUUGAAAACGUCACUAAUAGGUCAUAAGUGUAAUCACGUCUUUCAAACGUUUUCAUGAUCAUUUUAACGUAAUCAUUUUAUCAACUUUAGGAAAAAUUCCGAGUAGUUUACUGUUAAAUUCUAUAGGACCGUGCCUAUGCAAGUUCAGAAAAAGAAAGAAAAAUUCUUCGUUCCACGCUAAAGUCGUAGCCUUGCAUUGGCGCCAUUGUGAUGCACGCGCAAAAGGGCUUUUUGCCGUCUCCUUCCUGCCAUCUUAAGGAAGCUUACGCAACCACGAAAGCGACGGCAAUGCGGAAGUUUAAGGCUAUGUUCACAGUAUACCGGUUAGCUCUUGCGCUGCCAUAACACACAAGAACGGAUGGUGAUUUGGGUUAGAUUUUUGUGACUGAGCAAAGCUGCGCCGCGCCAAUCUCGAAAUUGGAGCGUCACAUAUCGGAUAGAUUCUGUGCCACACUUUAUUGCAGUGAACACUGAGGUAUUUGGACCCUACCGGAAGUAAAUAGGUAGGAGCAAGGACUGGAACCCGCUGAGCUUGAAGUGAAAAUUCAGGAGUGAGGACUGGGUUUUAGCUCACCAAACCCUGCACGUGCAAAGUUAUUGUUUUGCUAAUCUAAUCCUAUUGCACUUUGAGUUGUCGUCGCCGUCGUGCCAUAUUUGACUCUUGACUUUUGACUCUUUUUACACUGGUCCAAAUUUUUGAUCGGACGAAUUUUUACCUUUGCAACGCGUUUACACGUAACCGUGUAAUUUUUUUUACAGUACUGAUUACACGAGUCCGUCCAAGUUUUUGCCAGUGUCAGCAUUGUUUUUUCCUUCCUUUUUUAACUAGGCUCCAGGCUUUUGCCACGCAAACUAUGAAAAAGAUUGUCAGGUUUAGGUGUUAACACGUAUCCUUGUAAAAGUGGAACUGUACCGCUUUAAACUUUUGACCUACUUCUGAUCAGGUUAAAAACUUGCACUGUUCCGCGGAUCCCGUGUAAACGAAAGGCGGAUCCGUGCAAGUUUUUGUCCGUUAAAAAAUUUGUUCAGACUCUUGUAAACGGGGUCUCAAACGCCCUAGUUUCGCUUCCGUCGCCGUGGUGGGCACGUAAGCUCUCUUUGAACUCUCUAAUAAUAAUUGUUUUAAGCUCGUUAGAAGUUUUUACUGAUUUGCUUUUUUACUUUAAUUGUUGCCAGCUACCUAGCAUGUGAAUGGAAAGAAAGAAAAAAACAGUGUGAGCCUAGAGAGUUCAACAAAGAUAACGUCAAGGGAAACCACCCUAAGGUCUGUUGAAUCUGGGCUGAAUUUAAUAAAACUUUACAAGUGUAAUUCAAAAGUGUCAGUAGCUGUUGUUUCCGAUUGUUAUUUGUGUUUUCAGACUCUGGCAGAGUGUGAAAACGCUAAUUACCCGCAAUGACAAAUUUGUGAAUCAUUAUACGUUUUUGGGAAACUGCCCACGUACCCCUCCCCUAAGCCAACAUUUUGCUUUUAGUGAGAAGUAGGUGUUAAUGUUGGCUUAAGGGAGGGGUAGGUGGAAAAGAUUAAGGCCACGUCUACGUGAAUCCGGACAUUUUUGAAGCCGCAUUUUUUUAAAACGAGUCGAUCUUGGCUUCUGUGCACGCAAAAACCAGUGAAUCAGCUCACUUGAACCGCUCUCCAGAGUGGUUAUAAGGGCUCUGUUCACACGAAUGCGUGUAGCAAAAUUUGUGGUUCCAAAAUGUCCGGAUUCGUGUGGAUGUAGCCUGAUGGUCAGACGUCCGAGGUCGUUCGCGGUCCUUUCGCUUCUCUUCCUCUCCCAUCUGAUAUACUCUGUGCGAAGUCGUGUUCAUAACGUCAGAGCCAUUGUCAAUUUUCACCAAUCAGAGCGGUUGUACCAUAGAGGGAUCACCAUCGGAGAGGAAGAGAAGCGAAGGGGCCUCGGACGUCAGAGCAUCAAGCUAUUGUGGAUGGGGCGUGAUUAAAUUGAUAUAACAUUUAAGUGGAGCUUAGGACGAAGAAGAUUUGUAUGACUUGGACCAAAUUAUUACUUGUGGCUAUUCUUUUACUUGUGUUAUCCCCUUUUACACGUUUGUCGCAAGAGCACAAGCACAGGGAAAAUGGACUUAAUGUAGACUUGUAAUACUCAUCAUGUUGCUAGUGGUGAGUCACUACCAUACCAUCCGUGUCUUUCUUUCGCUUGCCCGAUUUUGGCGUGCUCGAGAAAGACUCUGCAUGAAUCGAGUAAGGUCUUUGUUGCGCAUGCUCUGCAUGUUGCUUGGAUGCAAAUUCGAACCCAGGCCUAAUAGCCUUGCGCUUAGAACAACAGCCUCAGUUUUAACCUUCAGUAUUACAAUAAACGGAUACUCACACUCAAAAAACCAAUUUGACGAGUAUCGAGAUUGAUUAGUUCAGAAUUUCAGGCUGCGUCGAAGAGCCUUCUUUCCUUCUCCUUGGUUAAGAAGAAGAUAAUAGAAAGCUCUGCUCGCAGAGUGCUGAGUCCCCUGACAAGAUUGGAACCCAGAAUGCCGCUUGGGCGCUCUAGCCUCUAAGCCUCGGAGAUAUUAGGAAGUGCUCGCCUUGGUGUUUCUUGGCUUAGUUGUUAAUGACCUGAAAAGUGGUGAACGCUCAUAACCAGCGUAAAAAUUUAGGCAAUCUGUAUUUUUUUUGAGCUUUAUUCCACUUAAACUGUUGACAGUUUUCCGAAAGAUCUUCGAGAUUGAGCGCUAACUGUUCUUUACGGGCAGCCAUCGUGGUUUCAAUUGCUUCGUUUCUAACCUGGCGAAGCCAAAGAUCACCGAAUUCCAAACCCCGCGGUUAUUUUUAUUUGUCACUCAUUUCGGUAUGAGCUCCCACUGUCUGAAUGUUGUUAAAUUUUGUGAAACAGUUCCUUUAAUUCUUGAACUUACACCGUCUUGCCCCACUCUUAGGCCCCUGUGCAGGAUAACUUCUGUGAUUGUGGGGUAUACGUGUUGCAGUACAUGGAAAGCUUCUUCAAGGUGAGGAAUCUUUGUUUGAUAUGCAGUUUUAAAACAGAAUGAUAUUUAGGGUGCUUUCCGUCGGUUGUAAUCCUGAGUAAGGUAAAGUACACCGAAAGCUUUCAACAGCUCGUGGAUAUUGAAGCAACUAAGACGCUUCAAGUAUUUUAUUCCAACGGAAAAUUUUACAGUAUAGUAAAUUCUUAAAAAAAGCGAUCUCUUUAGUCCAUUGCAUUUGCCUUUUCGGGGUGUGUCGCUGUCGCCGUCGGCUGGGCAUGGUUCCCAGUUGUGUGUGAGAAAGAGAAAAAAACGUUUAAGUGUGAGUACGUCUGUUUGAGAUUUUUUUCAACGUUGCUUUUGUUUUUGACUACGUUUUACCAAGAGACCUGGGACCCAGUCCUCACAAUUUUUGUUUUCUGUAGUGCGUGCUGGUAAACGUGGCGUCCCGAUCCCAGCGUCUUCCGAAGACUUCCGAACGUAUCCGAAAAUGUCUAAAAAUUAUUUGGUGACCUUUGAGCACUCUGAAAGUUUAUAAAUAGGCGUUGAAUUUUGGUCGUUAAUCAUGCGUUAAAGGACAAUUAAUUUGUCCCGAAUAAGACUCUUUAGCGUGUAUGUUUUGUUUUCCCAGUACAGGUCAUGUGAUAAUAUUCUAGAGAACUGUUUCUUUCAAAUUUCGUCUUGUUCACGUGCAUGCCUACGCAUAAUUGAUGAAAGACAAAGGGUCAAGUUCCCCUGGGACCUCUAUUGGCAAACAAAAACAUGCAAGCUAAAGAGGUUUGUCGUUGAUGCGUGACAUCGAAGUCACCUCCUUAUCGGCCUCCUCUGAACCUUGGUCGCAUUCGUCGUGUUGACUUUUGAAUAAUCUCUGCUGACGCGGAGCAAACGAUCGGUCCCUGCCUUUCUUAGAAUACCGGUUGCCUUUUCAAGACCAAAAACAUACACACCAGCAGAAAAUGGGAUCGUCCCUCUUUGCAAACAGUGGUAGCCCUUACUCUAAAAGUCAUCGCGUGUUUUUAGAUAAAUCAAGGCAAACUGAGAAGAUUAAUGACCUUAUACAAUUGCGUAUACCGCCAUUGAUUGAUGAGAAGAAAAUUUUCAAGGAACAAAGCUUGAAUGUUUUAAGCAUCGGGAGUGGAAAUGGGCAGGCAGAUUUGUUUGUCCUGAAAGUGAUCAAGGAACAAUUGAUGAAGACAGACCUAGGCCAUGGUGUCAAGAUCUUCAACCGUGCCAUUGAUCCCAACUUAUAUUCAUGUGAUCUGUACAGAGCAGCUAUUGAAAAUCUACCAAGUCCGCUAAACGAUGGCAAAGUGGCUUUUGAAAUCUGUCAGCAGUCCUUUGAAGAGUAUCAACAAAGCCACAGAGAACCCCUCAGUUUCGACAUCGUACAUUUCAUACACAGCAUAUAUUAUGUAGACAUCGAGAAAGCUCUACUGCAUUGUUUUGAAAAAGAACUUUACGAUAAGGGACAAGUAAUCUGUAUCGCCUCGAGGCGAGGUCUUAUUUGUAGCGUUGUGUCAAAACUGCAGCAAAAACUGCAGUGGCAUGUGGGCAGUGAGAUUUACGAUGUAGUUGAUAAAAUGAUCCAGAUUGCCAACAAAAACGGAUGGAAGAUUGAGGUUCAUGACCAAGAAUAUUCAAUAGAUGUCACCGAGGUCUUUGAUCCGCAUUCAACCGAAGGGAAUCUGCUACUCGACUUCUUGACGCAAACGGAAAAUUUUCGUAAUACUGAGGACAAAGAGUUUGUUGAAGAAACGUUGUCAUUUAUCAGAGAUCUAACUUUUGUCAAAGACGGAAAAUUGUUUGGAGAAAAGAAAGAAUCUUUGGUGGUCAUCUGUAAAUAGUAACACAAACUAUCGUGAAAUUUUUUCGGAAAUUGUUUUAUUCUGUUUAUUUCCUGCGUAGCGACUAAGGUAUUUACGUUACCCCAGCUUGACCCUCGUAACUAGUUCAAGAUGGUUCUUAAAUAAUCAAAUCCUUAACUCCUCAGAUUGAAGUUCUCACAUCGUUUUUCAAGCGAGCGGAGGCAAGCGCGAGAACAGCUCGCUGUGCGAGUGAAGCACGACGAGGGCGGGGGAGGACCAAACCGUAAACGUUUCUGGGAAACUGCCUACCUACUCCUCCCCUAAGCCAACAGGACCAAAAGGUUUAUUAUUUUCUGCGCUUUGUAUGCACAGUGAAAUGAAACUGGCUGAAACAAAUACAACAGGUCAUGGCUAGUGCCUGUAUAUACACCACGCUGAUCCAAUCUGACCGAGAUUGCCGGGGAAGAAAUGCAAGAUAGAGUCGAUAGCGCUUGAUUGAAUUCGGGGAAAGGGGCGCUCAACAAAGCUUCAUACGGGGAGGCCCCGACUCCAGAUCCAACGCCUUAAGGUACUAUACAAAAAACAUGCGAGUUUUUUGAGAAAUUGUCCGAAAAUUUUUUUUGCUCGUUUUCACAUCUUCAAUAAUUUAUUUUUCUUCCAGCACGAUUUUUUUUUUUUUUCAGUAUUUAAUUCGUACAGAGAAAAAACUGUAAUUUCCUAAACACUGUCGCUUGGUUGUCAUGGUAACGGCAAGCACCAAAAAGAGAAGAAAAGUCAUAAGAGGACUAAAAAAAAGAAAAGAGGACAAAAACAAACAAAGAGAGGGUGUGAACUAUGCCUCAGGACAGUUCUAGAGAGUUGUCUAUGUGGAAACUCUGUUACAGUCAUUGCAAAUUCUAUUUCUCAAACUUUAAAACAUUUUUUCUCAUAAUUUUAUAUUUCGCGGAACUAUGAACACUCUAGCAACCAUAACUUUUCAUGGUUUUAUUCAAUUCUUCUCAUUUUUGGAGUGAGAAAUCUUUGUAUGUUUUUACAUGCAAUGAACUACAAUAAUUUAUCUUGGUGUAAUCUUUGUUGUCUGAGGACCCAAAACUGGAUCCUUAAUUCAGUUUAUUUUGAAUGUCAAUAUGUUUAUUGUAAUAAUUUUGUAUCUAUUAGCCUGAUAAGAAUGCCUUUAGUUCAUUGCAUAAAAAGAAUAUGUAGAUGAAAUUCCAAAAGUUUCAGCAGUUUUCCUUGUAAUGUCUUGGAGAUAGACGUGUUUUUGUACCGGUUAUCCCAGGGGGUUUAUUUUUAGCAUUAUUGGUUGCCAUGGUAACUAAACAAGACAAAAAGUAUAAAAAUAUACUCAUCUCAUGCUAUAGUUUAAGAAUACCUGGGAAUACUUUUGCAAAAGAACAUAUCAAAAAAUAGUGAUUUUUGAGGAAUGUACCACCUUAACUUUUUAUAUACCAUUUUUGACAGAAUGUAUCCCUUUCGGAUACCUGCUAUUGACAAAUAGUACCGCUUUCACAUACUUACUUUAGAUCUGCUAUGCAUACACCGUCUUUCAAAUAUGAAUAAAUCACUAAACCAGGAAGUUUAUUGUCUUUUUCACAGCCGUUAGAAGCAUUUGUUAGCCCUUUAAGGUCCUUUUACAGACCUAAAUAACAGAUUUCCCAUCCUCGGAGACUUAGGGGUAGUCAGUUGGGACGGGAGAAAGGCACGACGAAAGUUUCAAGCACGGGCGGAAAAGCCCCUGGGUACCGAUUCUCACCAAGCCUUUUACAAAUGGUUAAGCAAUUGCUGGCUCCUGACUGGGCACAAAAAAUACUUGGUAUUGUUGUGCCCAUUAGGCGAACAGCAUCUCUUGAGUUCUUUUCGUGCUUCAUACACGACCGCUCUUGUCUCGCCAUACUUGUCCGGUUCGUUCACCAAAGAAAUGCACGCCAACUGGAAACUUUCAGUUUAAUAUAAACUCUCUGAAGGUGCAGAUUUCCCUACUCUUUCAUAUACUUGUGAAAUUCUUUAUACCUUUUUAUAUUCCUGAACCCUGAAAAAGGUACCCCUUCUGGGUGGAGCCUCCUUACAUACUCACUAUGGAGUACACCCGCCACCUCUCCAGGGGGGUUUGAAUCGACAUCAUGUUAGAAUCUAUGAAAACAGCAAAACCACUUAUGGAACGCCAUGAAGACUACUCCUUGACUAGCGGCUGAAGUAAAAAAUAAAAUGCUUAGACUAAAGCCGAUUUUCGGAAUAUCCAAACCGCAUACCUCUUAGGAUUAGUUACUGCUUGUUGCUAAUUAUUUUGGUCUGUCGAUAACAUUCAAUUUUUUGCUUCGGCGGAUUGCGAAGUAAAAAAGAUUCGCGACGCUCAGGAAUGUAUCAAAGUUGACAUUUUGGGACAAGAUUGGGCGCGCAAAGUCUGUAGGUUUUCGGUUUUAUUCGGUUAUUUGACGAAGUGAGAGCCGAAUUAGUUCGAGAUAUCUCGAGAUCACGUCGAUUUCUUUGAUUUACUCUUUAACUUUUUCGAGGAAGAAAGAAUUUUUUAUUUUGGCUUUCCUGGGUUUGAACCGACUCACCUGUGUGACCCGUCAGAUCAGAGGAGACUCUAAGUUGAGGGAUUCGCCGAUUGCGCUACUGCGACCCAAGGUAGUUCGAGGUAUGAAAAAUAGUUAUGAAAUCUUGCACUAGUUUCGGAACAAGAUUGGUCGCGCAAGUUCGUGACGUUUCGGCUUGUUUCGGGUAUUUCACGAAAUGAGACCAGACUACUUCGUGAUGUCUUGAAAUCACUUCGAGUUUAGCUUUUAAUUUACUCGAGGAAUAAAUAGAGGAUAUUACGUGGCAUCGCAGAGACACGAAAUUUCUUUUCGAUUGUUGAAAAACGUUUCACGAGUGAGCGCUUCUUUCCAACUGUUUUAUGAUGAAUUUAAAGUUACAAAAUGCUGCACAAAGACGUUUUGUCGUUGUUGAGUUUUACGUAGUAAAAUUGCUUUCAUGCGUUCCGUGACUUUCUCGAAUGUUCUCUACGUUUUUGGAUUAUUCAUUAAUAAUUAAUUAGGGAAUGUUUACAUUUUAGCAUGAGUCAGCAGAUUUGCAUCAGUUACUGAAAUCAUAAAACAUGUCGAAAAGCUACUACUAUUCGCCUCUUUAGUAUUUUCUGGAACCUUAUGUCUAACGGUAUCCAAGUUCCAAGCGAGUUCUUUUGACGGACUAAGUUUUUUCCCACGAGCUGGAGUGCUGUGUUUAGUCAAGUUUUACGAAGGUCGAUUUUCAAGUUCUGUGUUUACAAGUUGGCGGAAGCCGUAAGAUAUCUGAAGUUCAAGUGAGAGUUUGUUAUUAUUGGCAGAGGCUGUUUAGUUUUACUUAAGUUUUAGUCAAGUUUGUGUUUGCGGAUGCUGUGUUUUAAAGCUCUGUAAAGACUAUGUUCCUUUGGUAUUAAACUUCCUUGUGUUAAUCCGACAUCCGUGCGUGCUGAUAGUCAGUGAAUAAUUAUCCUCAAAACAUUCGAACUCAUAACAUUGAGUUUUAGCCAAUUCCAUGCUCAACGUAAUUGACUCCUUACCCAAGCCUUUCAAUUAUCUUUAAUCAGUACAUGAGACUGCUAUGCUGUUUUUGAAGCCUGAUGUGACUAAGAAAAAUAGAGAAUUCUUUUUUUCACUGUUUGUUUUGUUAGACUUUUAUUCACCGCCAGUAACCUCAUAUUUGACUUAGGUCUAAACGUUUAGACCCAAGUCAAAUUUAGAAGGAUUUUUAUGGAGUCAUCAGAGCAUAACUGGACUAAUAUGUCAGAGACAAUUUGUCCCGAAAUGCUAGUUUUUGGCAAGUAGGCCUCUUGGAUGUUGCUGUUUUCACAAUAUCCUGACAAAUCCCAUAAUUUCACAAAUUAACACCUUACUCUUACCACUAUUUCUCCGCAUUUACAAUUAAUCAGUUCCACAACCAUGACGCCUAAGUGUACGCUCCAUAGCGUUUUGUUUUUUUUCUGUAACCGCUUUGAUUGUUAUCGAUUGACGUCGCCUGGUUGUAGCCACUUCGUACCUAUUAAGCUUCGAGAUUCGUUUCUUCUCCAAGUCAUAUCAAGUCUUAUUAUAUAAACACCAAUGAAAUACCAGGUGAGCUUUCGCGAGAAAACAUGAUAUCUUCACACGUGAAAAUAACAUGUUAUUUUCACAUGUGAAAAUAUCACUGUUCCUAUGGCUACAUAAUAAAUCGCGCCUUUCGCAGGAUAAAACUGUUUCAGUGAAAUGGUUUGGUGUUUCAUUGGUGGUUAUAUAAUAAAUAGAACAUUACAUGGCCGCUUGGAGAUACGAAAUUUCUCUUCUCGUGUUGAAAUAUUUUUCAACACUCGAAGAGAAAUUUCGUAUCUCCGCGCGGCCAUGUAAUAUCCUCUCUAUAUCGACUUACGUCAGUUUUUAUCAGAGUCUAACUGAGUUGUUUAUUCUCGAUGUUGGUUGUCAUCUGUUUGUUAAGCCGUGAUAUAAUUGGCUGUGCGUCUUAGGCCCGGAUCAAAUAUCUCGUAUUAACUUCGGCACAUUUAGUUCGACGUUUGUGACCUGAUGUUACACGGGAUGAUUCGCAACGAAAAGUAAUUUCAGGGCUCGAAAUUGCGACUGAUACGGUCGCCAAUGCGACUAACAUUUUCUCCUUGGCGACUAAAAAUUCAAGUUUGGCGACCAGAUUUCUCUAUGAUUUAGAUUUAAAAUAAAAGAAUAAAGUUAAAACAAACAUUUCAUCUUAUCCUGCUUCGCUUUCAUCAUAAAACAUGUGCCAAAUCGCAUAAACAAAGCCAGUUUACCUCCAAAUUUAUACCGACUUCUGUCCACGAUAUUUUCAAAUCUGAUGGAUCGCACCAUACUAUGCAGGGCUUCUGAUAGGUCGCUUAAAAAAAGUCAAAUUUCGCGGGAUUUUUAGGGGCAAAUUCGCGGAAAAUCGACCGAUUUCGUAGGAAUUUUCCCGGCAAACUUAGCCGAAAAUCAGUCGGUCAAAAAAGGCCGAUUUUGUGGUUAUUUUUCGGGAAAACUUCGUCAGAGAUCGAUCGGUUUUUGCGCUGAUCAGACCAGCGUUUUUAAUGUUUUUCUAACAGAGUCAUCAUUUGCUCUUUCAACAACAAUACGCUCCAGAACUGAACCAAUGGCAAAGCCUCUAACAUCAUGGCUAGUGCCCAGUUUUUCGCAACAUAAUCAACGCCUGGUAGUUUCGGAGUUACGGGACGUUGUUUGCACGUUUCAGUGACGAAGUUUCAAGAUAAGUUUACAAGUUUACGGCAAGUAAAUAGCCCCAAUAGCUGAGAAAAGUUUCAAAUAUGUUGUACAGACAUGUAUUUGAUAAGAUUUCUACCGAAUUUCGCGGCUCUGCGACGGCGCGAAAUAUCAGAAGCCCUGACUACGAGCUGCGUCAUUUACAUUAUACGAACUGGCGACUAAAAAUUUGCAUCUGGCGACUAUAUUUCUCCAGUUGGUCGCCAAAAGGCGACCAGAGGAUUUUUUUAAUUUCGAGCCCUGAAAUUACAGCAUUGUUCUAACACUGCAGCGCGGUGUUGCGCUAAAACUCGUCGUUGCAAAUCGUCCCUUGUGGUAUCAUCUACAAGUAAUCUAUUCCAGGCUCUCGGAUUGCAAGGACGUAGCGAUCGCUGCCCAUACUGUCUGGGAGCCUGGCUGUUUCGUACGGGGCUCAUUUACGAACUUCAUCCUUUUUAAGACCCUUCGUUUUCGGGGCCAAGCGUCAAUUCUGGAAAAACAGACCUAGACCAGGAAAGGCAAGUUCUUCCUAGGCAUUUAACCGGUUCUAAACUCAUAGUUUCGUUAAUGUCAGCUGUGAAAUCUUCGAAUUUACGUUGACUGCUGCAGAAUUCUCAGAAGAUAGGCUGGCUUAACGCUUCACUGCAUGUUAAAGUUUGGCGUGAAAGUUCUAUUCUGAAUCCUCCCGCAGAUGGCUGACCAAAGCAAAUGUGUGCUGAGGCUGAGCUUGCCCAUAAAGAUUGAAUGAUACUUACACAAAGGUUAAACAUAAUGAGUUGAAUUUGACUGAAAAGUUUCUUGUAUGCUUUACAAAGAUUACGUCAAAUCUGAUUUUGUUUUUGAACAGAAUUUUGCUUUGGUUUUAAUUGUAUUUAGGUCUCAAAGUUUGAAUUUCAACGAAAAUAUGUUUAAAUCAAAUAGAAAAAUGCAGGGAUUAAAUUUGACAACAUGGGCAAUCGUAAUUUGGUACAAUGAGUUGCGUUGCGCGGUUUACAACAGGCCUUCCGCCUUCGGCCUCGAGCUCAGCACAAGCAAGUCGCAGUGUUACUCGAUCUAGUCGUUGUCAAAUCGAAAGAUCGCUAUUAUUACCAAAGGGCAAUCAUGAAUGAGAGAGCUAAACUUGUUUUUGUCACAUAUGUAGUGAAAACGUCUAUCUAACCCUAAUAAAAUACACUUUCUGAUUUGCCAGGAUCCAAUCACGGACUUCUCCUUUCCCAUACGGAAAACCGACUGGUUUGGUUUUGAAGAGAUCGCGCAGAAGCGAAAGGACAUUAAGGAACUUAUCUAUAAACUGAAAGCAGACGCCGAUAGUGCAGGUGACACUUGAAGAUACCUUGAAGUCCAGCUUCUCAGUCCCGGUAGGACUGGGACAAGCCUAGACCCAAGAUGGUUCCGUUGACAGACCACUGGUUUUGUUGCUGUUAAUUAAAGAGUCAAGCAUAUUUAUUGUGGCAAUCAGUGUGCUUUACAUGUCAACACCGGCAAUUCCGCCGCUGCAUUUUGUAGCGUCGAAAACAGCGUUGGAAAUGUCUACUUCUCCAUGCGGCACAAGUUAUGUAAAAUUCACAUGAUCAUCAUUCCAGACUCUUCUGCUAGGUCUCUUCUAGUUAGUUAUGGAGCCCCAAUUUCAGUUCGAGAACAAGUUCACUGUAUUCGAUUGUUGCACAGCAAAUAGGUAUACCGCACUGAUUUCGUAGAAAUCAUUCAUUUAAAACACUCUCUAUGAUCUGACUGAGGACGAUGGAGCAUAGCGUAGCCUGUCUGUCGCAGUUAGAUGGUGAUCUUCGCUGCUUCAUUUGUGGACCGAAGGAAAAACAAAGACCAUGGGAAGUUAUAACUGUACUACAUAUCGUCAAAGUUGACUCUUGGAGGACAAGGUUUAAUGUCAGUUCAAUAUUAAGUCAGUAACGAUACUUUUCAUAAGCUUUUAAAAUGUAUGGCAAGAGGAAUGCCGCUUCGUUUUGUAUUGCCCUUUUGUUCAAUAACUGCUUGUGGUAAAAUUAGUAUUUGAACAUGUCUUUGGGCAGCCCAUCUUGUUUCCGUUACAAACUUGUACUGGUACUGGAGGUUGAGGUAAUUUCAGAGUUGAAUUAUUUUAUAUUGUAUAUAUUUAUUAGAGAAAUAGGAAUGAACAAGACAAGAAAUGUUCGCAUUACCAGGCGCUGAAAUUACUGAAAAUAAAGUAAAUUUAUCAUCAUCAAUAUAUGUAGAUGACAGUUGUUUAAAUCUGAAUUCAAAUCUCCCACUAACCCUGGGUAAUCGUGCAAACGGACGUAACAUUGUUGGCCAAAAACCUCCAACAUUGUUGGAUGUUACAUGUUGGGUCCGUUUGCACGCCCUGUUGCAUGUUGUUGGGAGUUGUCGCGUUAAGUUUGAAACCGGUCAAACUUUUGAACCAGCAACUCCCAACAUAUCUUUUGGUCCGUGAUCAACGAAGCGUGGUGCCACGCACGUGCAUUACACAUGGUGUCCUUCCAAAACUGUUUCAUACACAAGUCGUCCAGUAGAGUUUACAAAGUCGUAUGGGUUGUAUCCUUCCCACGAUGCACUGUAGGUAACAAUAUUGUUGGGAGUUGUUGCACCCGUUUGCACUUGACUGCCAACACGGACGCAACAACUCCCAACAUUGCUGGCCGAGCAAUGUUGAAAGUUGUUGCGUCCGUUUGUACGUAGCUUAAGAAGCUAUGACAGCAACAACGGUGAAAAGUCUGGUCUUACGAUAGAAAAAUACGACUGACAUCAUUGGCUAGAGCAGCUCUGCCCCUACCUAGUCAGGGAAACACACAUUGUCCUUUGGAAAAAGAUACAACUCUCUGCGUACGUUUUUUUCACUUUACAGGGCUCGACGUUGCGACCUGUUGGGUCGCCAAUGCGACCAGGUUUUACUCAGUGGCGACCAAAUUUUCACGCCUGGUCGCCAACCUGGCCCCCAAGAUAGGUGACUUUCUUCUUUGGGAAAAAGUACACUAAUGAUAAUCCGUUGUCCUUCACAAAACUAACCGAUAGCUAACGGUUUUUCUAACGCUCUAACGUUUUGCCCAAACGCUCUAAUGGUUUGUCCAAACCCUCUAACGAUUUGUCUAAACGCUUUAACGAUUUCAACACUCUAACGGAUUAUUCUUAUGAUUUCCUGAACCUUAAGUUUGAAUACCUGUUUGAGGAAAAUUACGCUUGAGUGCGGGCUCGUUUUCCCGAACACUGGAUCGAGCCUCGAGCGAAAACCGCUCGAAAGAAAGUUCAAAAGGAAGUCUAAAGCACUCUUUUUCUGUUAAGGCUAAGUAAAAGAUGUUAAUUUAGUUGUAUUCGAUUAAUUCUUAAAUAUAAUUUUUGCAACCAGAAUACUUGUUCUGACGACCAAAAAUGAAAACUUGGGGGCCAGCUGGCCCGAUUUUUUUUUUCUGAAAGUCGAGCACUGCACUGAAGUCAGUGAGGGCGAUGUAAAUUUUCUUCAUGUCCGCUCUGCUGGACUUCGCCUCUGCAGUACAUGUGUGUUAUUGUUAUUACCUGGGACCUGGGACCUGGGACCUAGCCCUCACAGGUUUUCUUUUCAGUGCUGCGUGUUUGUUCUCCUGUACUUUUAAGGGUGGAGUAUUAGCUACUUACGAGCACUUUCUUGCUUACGUCGUAACCUUAACCUUACCCAUACAAUCUAUCAUAUCUUCAAACAGGCCGCAACGCAACGCCUCAUAAUAUUCUACGUGUGGUCAUUUGUUUGCAUUUGUGGUUUUUCCGCGUUAUAUUAGCCUGCGCCCAGACGAAACUAUAUCAUAAGCUCUGCUGAAACUCGGUCACCUUUUCAGAAAAGAAAAACUACGCAACAGCGGAAAAUGACAUCGUCUCUCUUUGCAACCAGUGGAAAUCCUUACUCCAAAAGUCAUCGCGUGUUUUUAGAUAAAUCAGGGCAAACUGAGAAGAUUAAUGAUCUUCUACAAUUGCAUAUACCGCCAUUGGUACCGAUGAAGAUUCUCCAGGAACGAAGCUUAAAUAUUUUAAGCACUGGAAGUGGAAAUGGGCAGACCGAUUUGUCUUUCCUAAGAGUAAUCAAGGAAGAAUUGAUAAAGACAGACCUCGGGCGCAAUGUGAAGAUCUUCAACCGAGCCAUUGAACCUAACCUAUGUUUGUGUGGCCUGUACAAAGCAGCCAUUGAAAAUUUACCAAGUCCGCUAGACGAUGGGAAAACGGCUUUUGACAUCCGUCAGCAGUCCUUUGAAGAGUAUCAACAAAGCCACAGAGAACCCCUCAGUUUCGACAUCAUACAUUUUAUCCACAGCAUAUAUUUUGUAGACAUCGAGAAAGCUCUACUGCAUUGUUUUGAAAAAGAACUUAGCAGUAAAGGAAAAAUAAUCUGUAUCGCGUCCAGGCGAGAUCUUACUUGUAGCGUUGAGUCAAAACUGCAGCAAAAACUGCAGUGGCAUGUGGGCAGUGAGAUUUACGACGUAGUUGAUAAAAUGAUCCAGAUUGCCAACAAAAACGGAUGGAAGAUUGAGGUUCAUUGCCAGGAAUAUUCAAUUGAUGUCACCGAGGUCUUUGAUCCGCAUUCAAUCGAAGGAAAUCUGCUACUCGACUUCUUGACGCAAACAGAAAAUUUUCGUAAUACUGAGGACAAAAAGUUUGUUGAAGAAACGUUGUCAUUUAUCAGAGAUCUGACUGUUGUGAAAGACGGAAAAUUGUUUGGAGAAAAGAAAGAAUCUUUGGUGGUCAUCUGUAACUAGUAACACAAACUAUCGUGAGGUUUUUUUGAAAUUGUAUUGUUUUCUGUUUAUUUUCUGCUUAGCGACUGAGUUGAUUACGUUGCUCCAGCUUGACCCUAGUUUCUAGUUCAAGACGUUUCUUAAAUUAUAAAAUCCUUAAUUCGUCAGAUUUAGGAGGCCAAACAUUAAUUUAUUCUUUAUUCACAGUGAUGGGAAACCUUUGUGAGUUAUAACAUAUAAGUAAAUAAAUAAAUAUAAAUCAGUAUAUUUAGUUUUCUUAUCAUUUAUAAAUUGUUGCGUAAGAUCUUUAUGUUGAUCACGAUGUGUAAACAGGAAAAGCUAUAGGAACAACUCUGACAUACUCUCAGGUUUUUCUGUUUUGUUUUGGUAAACAGUAUCUUUCACUUUCAAAUCAUAAUUUGCAAUGAACUGAUUUAAUUAUAAUCAGGCGUGGUCUAUUGAUAAACCGAUAAUCGAUACCAAUCAAUAACAAUUGAUUUCAAUCAUCGAUUAGUAUCGAUUUCUGAUAUCGAUUGCUAUCGCCUAUUAUCAGAAAAGACUUGUCUUUUUAGGAGUUCAACAUUGACGCGAUGUUGCCUGUACGGUAUUUUUGAGUCAUUGAGUUGUUAAAAGUGUGCAAUACUUUCAAUCCAUAGAGUAGUAAAAGAACAAAAACAGUAACAGGACAAAAAGGUUUAUUAUUUUCUGUGCUUUGUAUGCACAGCGAAAUGACAGCUUUUGCCGAAACAAGUACAACAGGUCACGGCUAAUACCCUUGUAUACACCGCGUUGAUCCAAUCUAAGCGAGAUUGCCAGGGAAGAAAUGCAAGAUGUAGUCGAUAGCGCUGAAUUGAAUUCGGGGAAAGGGGCGCUCAACAAAGCUUUAUACGGGGAGGCUCCGCCCGGAGGUCCAACGUCUCACAUUUUUAUAUACCAUUUUUGACGUGAGAAUGUAUCCCUUUCGUAUACCUUCUACCUCCUCAUGUGGUCAUUUGUUUGCAUUUGCAUUUGUUUGCAUUUGUCGUUUUUCGGCGUUAUAUUGGCCUGCGCCACAGAAGAAACUAUAUUGGAAGGUCUGCUGAAACUUGGUCACCUUUUCAGUAAAGAAAAACUACGCAACGGCGGAAAAUGACUUCGUUUCUCUUUGCAGCCAGUGGUAAUCAUUACUCCAAAAGUCAUCGGGUGUUUUUAGAUAAAUCGGGGCAAACUGAGAAGGUUAAUGACCUUCUACAAUUGCAUAUACCGCCAUUGGUACAGAUGAAGACUCUCCAGGAACGAAGCUUAAAUAUUUUAAGCAUUGGAAGUGGAAAUGGGCAGACCGAUUUGUCUUUCCUAAAAGUAAUCAAGGAAGAAUUGGUAAAGACAGACCUCUGGCGCAAUGUGAAGAUCUUCAACCGAGCCAUUGAACCUAAUCUAUUUUCGUGUGGCCUGUACAAAGCAGCCAUUGAAAAUCUACCAAGUCCGCUAGAUGAUGGGAAAACGGCUUUUGACAUCUGUCAGCAGUCCUUUGAAGAGUAUCAACAAAGCCACAGAGAACCCCUCAGUUUCGACAUUGUGCAUUUCAUACACAGCAUAUAUCAUGUAGACAUUGAGAAAGCUUUACUGCAUUGUUUUGAAAAAGAAGUUAGUGGUAAAGGAAAAAUAAUCUGUAUCGCGUCCAGGCGAGAUCUUAUUAGUAGCGUUGAGUCAAAACUGCAGCAAAAACUGCAGUGGCAUGUGGGCAGUGAGAUUUACGACGUAGUUGAUAAAAUGAUCCAGAUUGCCAACAAAAACGGAUGGACGAUUGAGGUUCAUGACCAGGAAUAUUCAAUUGAUGUCACCGAGGUCUUUGAUCCGCAUUCAAUCGAAGGAAAUCUGCUACUCGACUUCUUGACGCAAACAGAAAAUUUUCGUAAUACUGAGGACAAAGAGUUUGUUGAAGAAACGUUGUCAUUUAUCAGAGAUCUGACUCUUGUUAAAGACGGAAAAUUGUUUGGAGAAAAGAAAGAAUCUUUGGUGGUCAUCUGUAACUAGUAACACAAACUAUCGUGAGGUUUUUUUGAAAUUGUAUUGUUUUCUGUUUAUUUUCUGCUUAGCGACUGAGGUGAUAACGUUGCGUAACGAAAGCCGAAUUCAAUAUUUGUUUUAUUAUUCACUCAAAAUAAUUCCUAGUUUAAAAACAUAGCUAAAACAUGCUUACCUAUGGCAAGCCAAAUGUAGCAAUAUUCAAUUCGUUUAAUUUUAUAUGUAGUUUUGUAUUAUGUGUUCAACUAUGCGUUUAAUAUUCAACUUAUAUUCAACAUUCAACGCGUUAUUCAAUAUUCAACUUCGCAUUCAACAUUCAACUAUUCAUUUUAAAUUCAAUUCCUUAUUCACCCAUUCAAUUAUCUAUUCAACAAUUUCAACCAUUUAUUCAGCAUUCAACUUUAAUUUUUAAAACAUUCAACUAUUCAUUCAACAUUCAACUAUUCAUUCAACAUUCAACUUUAAUUCAACAUUCAACUAUUCAUUCAACUCUUUUGAGCCCUCACUACUUCUGGUCAGUGACACAGAUCAUUGCUUGUUAAAACACAGGCGGCCCAGACGUAGUAUGUGUCACUGAAUGAAUAUAUUAAUAUUCACAUGGACAAAUUAAUGGGAUGAGUCGUCGAAACUCCCAUGGACUAAAAUAGUCCAAAAGUCAAAAUAUAACAAAACAAAGCUAAGAUACCUUCAACUGAACGUAUCUUGUCUUUCCUGGCCGGUUUAAGUGACAUUUUGUUGAGUUUUGCAAUUGUAGGUACUAUCCACUAAAGAAGAAUUAAAGGCUGGCUACAAAACAAACAGACCAUCUCCACGCGCCUUCACACGAAGCGCUAUAAAUUCGAGAAUAAUCGACGAAUCCGCUCCAAAUAACCAUCGGCUAAUCUGCAGGUAACGUGUGCUCCUGCUUCUGGCUCGCUUGCUCCACAAAACCCAUCGCAAGUGCACAAUAACUGCUCGCUCAUCAACAACCACUGUUGACCUUUACGCUUCGAUAUGACCGCAAACGACCAGGUUUAAUACGCGACGUGAAUAGUCAAGCUUAGCGACCGCGUUCGCGCAACAAUGCAGCACUUGCCAUGGGAGGGAUGGUACUAUUGCUUCUAGGUCAAUCGACACUGACCGAAGGUUCGCUGUGUUAGUUUUGACCAGAAAACAAAAGGCGAUCGCGGGACCGUCCGUAAGUUUUCAACAGGGCAGCCCUGGUUUUCAAGUUCGAAUUCUUCUAACGUUCGCUGUCUCAGCUGCCGUCACAUUGUUCGUCCAGCCGCUUGCAUAGGUUCUUGACUCUACCAGACUUAUUUGGUUAGAUUAACAACGUCUUACUCCAUAAUAUAUUGUCCAAACUGAUGAAGGAGGACGAGAAUUUUCCGCCCAGGAAAAAGGAAAAAUCUGGCCCCCGCUAUGCAGCUGAAUAGAAGAUACAGCUGAAGAUAUCGUAAAGUAAAAUUCAUGGGCGCGAUAUCUUUUUUUAUUAUUAUUAUUAUUAUUAUUAUUAUUAUUCUCAAAACUCAGGGGCACCCAACGAUGAUUUCCCCCUAAAUGCAUUGAAAACACAUUUAAGGCUGUCCAGAGUACUUUUGAUCGAAAAAUGCAUUCUAAACAGCGCUUACAUAAAUUUAGUCAGGAGGGCUAAAAGCGAGGCUAAUGAUUUAUAGUUUGCUCAUACUAAAUAUAAAAUAUAUCGUGUAAUGCUAAGCGGAGAAGGCAAAGAGACAGGGCCACCCAACGACUGUUUCCUCAAAUACUUUCAAUUGAAAACACUUUUGAGGCUAUUCAUAAAGUACUUUUAGCUCUAUAAAAUUUGCAUCUCAGUGUUCGGCCAUUCUAGAGGAACUUGAGUCUUUUCGAAAUUACGAGGAAUUCAGAAUAAUUUUCCCGAAAAUUUUAGAUGCAAUUUAACGUAUUACGAAGGAGAUAAUUUUUUAGAUACCUUCUUUCAUCACAUUUUUGAAUCCGAAAAUUUUAGGAUUCCUUUUUACUCUCUACGAAAAAGAGCCUAACCCGGUGAGUGAAAUGUGAAAAAUUAAACGUUGGAUGCCCUUGACCAGAACUGUGAAAAACAACAAUAGGUCUAAUUGCAGCACACUUUCUUGUACAUUUCCUUGCCGUUGAUUUGCAUGACUGCAACGUGAAACGUCCAGAAAACUUCCUGGUUUUCACUUUUUAUGGAGAAAAUGUGGUACAUGUUCUUGUUCACUUUUUCCACUACCGCUCAUUUUUUUUAGCUCCGCUAUAUGAUUCGUAUCUGUUCGGUGCUCCUUGGGCAAAUUGGAUCUUUUUAAAAAUUACAAGGGCUUCAAUAUUAUUUUCCCGAUUGAUUGACCUAGAAGCAAUAGUACCAUCCCUCCCAUAGCAAGUGCUGCAUUGUUGCGCGAACACGGUCGCUAAGCUUGACUAUUCACGUCGCGUAUUAAACCUGGUCGUUUGCGGUCAUAUCGAAGCGUAAAGGUCAACAGUGGUUGUUGAUGAGCGAGCAGUUAUUGUGCACUUGCGAUGGGUUUUGUGGAGCAAGCGAGCCAGAAGCAGGAGCACACGUUACCUGUGAUAAUAUUCUAGAGAACUGUUUCUUUCAAAUUUCGUCUUGUUCACGUGCAUGCCUACGCAUAAUUGAUGAAAGACAAAGGGUCAAGUUCCCCUGGGACCUCUAUUGGCAAACAAAAACAUGCAAGCUAAAGAGGUUUGUCGUUGAUGCGUGACAUCGAAGUCACCUCCUUAUCGGCCUCCUCUGAACCUUGGUCGCAUUCGUCGUGUUGACUUUUGAAUAAUCUCUGCUGACGCGGAGCAAACGAUCGGUCCCUGCCUUUCUUAGAAUACCGGUUGCCUUUUCAAGACCAAAACAUACACACCAGCAGAAAAUGGGAUCGUCCCUCUUUGCAAACAGUGGUAGCCCUUACUCUAAAAGUCAUCGCGUGUUUUUAGAUAAAUCAAGGCAAACUGAGAAGAUUAAUGACCUUAUACAAUUGCGUAUACCGCCAUUGAUUGAUGAGAAGAAAAUUUUCAAGGAACAAAGCUUGAAUGUUUUAAGCAUCGGGAGUGGAAAUGGGCAGGCAGAUUUGUUUGUCCUGAAAGUGAUCAAGGAACAAUUGAUGAAGACAGACCUAGGCCAUGGUGUCAAGAUCUUCAACCGUGCCAUUGACCCCAACUUAUAUUCAUGUGAUCUGUACAGAGCAGCUAUUGAAAAUCUACCAAGUCCGCUAAACGAUGGCAAAGUGGCUUUUGAAAUCUGUCAGCAGUCCUUUGAAGAGUAUCAACAAAGCCACAGAGAACCCCUAAGUUUCGACAUCGUACAUUUCAUACACAGCAUAUAUUAUGUAGACAUCGAGAAAGCUCUACUGCAUUGUUUUGAAAAAGAACUUUACGAUAAGGGACAAGUAAUCUGUAUCGCCUCGAGGCGAGGUCUUAUUUGUAGCGUCGUGUCAAAACUGCAGCAAAAACUGCAGUGGCAUGUGGGCAGUGAGAUUUACGAUGUAGUUGAUAAAAUGAUCCAGAUUGCCAACAAAAACGGAUGGAAGAUUGAGGUUCAUGACCAAGAAUAUUCAAUAGAUGUCACCGAGGUCUUUGAUCCGCAUUCAACCGAAGGGAAUCUGCUACUCGACUUCUUGACGCAAACGGAAAAUUUUCGUAAUACUGAGGACAAAGAGUUUGUUGAAGAAACGUUGUCAUUUAUCAGAGAUCUAACUUUUGUCAAAGACGGAAAAUUGUUUGGAGAAAAGAAAGAAUCUUUGGUGGUCAUCUGUAAAUAGUAACACAAACUAUCGUGAGAUUUUUUCGGAAAUUGUUUUAUUCUGUUUAUUUCCUGCGUAGCGACUAAGGUAUUUACGUUACCCCAGCUUUACCCUCGUAACUAGUUCAAGAUGGUUCUUAAAUAAUCAAAUCCUUAACUCCUCAGAUUGAAGUUCUCACAUCGUUUUUCAAGCGAGCGGAGGCAAGCGCGAGAACAGCUCGCUGUGCGAGUGAAGCACGACGAGGGCGGGGGAGGACCAAACCGUAAACGUUUCUGGGAAACUGCCUACCUACUCCUCCCCUAAGCCAACAGGACCAAAAGGUUUAUUAUUUUCUGCGCUUUGUAUGCACAGUGAAAUGAAACUGGCUGAAACAAAUACAACAGGUCAUGGCUAGUGCCUGUAUACACACCACGCUGAUCCAAUCUGACCGAGAUUGCCGGGGAAGAAAUGCAAGAUAGAGUCGAUAGCGCUUGAUUGAAUUCGGGGAAAGGGGCGCUCAACAAAGCUUCAUACGGGGAGGCCCCGACUCCAGAUCCAACGCCUUAAGGUACUAUACAAAAAACAUGCGAGUUUUUUGAGAAAUUGUCCGAAAAUUUUUUUUGCUCGUUUUCACAUCUUCAAUAAUUUAUUUUUCUUCCAGCACGAUUUUUUUUUUCAGUAUUUAAUUCGUACAGAGAAAAAAACUGUAAUUUCCUAAACACUGUCGCUUGGUUGUCAUGGUAACGGCAAGCACCAAAAAGAGAAGAAAAGUCAUAAGAGGACUAAAAAAAAGAAAAGAGGACAAAAACAAACAAAGAGAGGGUGUGAACUAUGCCUCAGGACAGUUCUAGAGAGUUGUCUAUGUGGAAACUCUGUUACAGUCAUUGCAAAUUCUAUUUCUCAAACUUUAAAACAUUUUUUCUCAUAAUUUUAUAUUUCGCGGAACUAUGAACACUCUAGCAACCAUAACUUUUCAUGGUUUUAUUCAAUUCUUCUCAUUUUUGGAGUGAGAAAUCUUUGUAUGUUUUUACAUGCAAUGAUCUACAAUAAUUUAUCUUGGUGUAAUCUUUGUUGUCUGAGGACCCAAAACUGGAUCCUUAAUUCAGUUUAUUUUGAAUGUCAAUAUGUUUAUUGUAAUAAUUUUGUAUCUAUUAGCCUGAUAAGAAUGCCUUUAGUUCAUUGCAUAAAAAGAAUAUGUAGAUGAAAUUCCAAAAGUUUCAGCAGUUUUCCUUGUAAUGUCUUGGAGAUAGACGUGUUUUUGUACCGGUUAUCCCAGGGGGUUUAUUUUUAGCAUUAUUGGUUGCCAUGGUAACUAAACAAGACAAAAAGUAUAAAAAUAUACUCAUCUCAUGCUAUAUAGUUUAAGAAUACCUGGGAAUACUUUUGCAAAAGAACAUAUCAAAAAAUAGUGAUUUUUGAGGAAUGUACCACCUUAACUUUUUAUAUACCAUUUUUGACAGAAUGUAUCCCUUUCGGAUACCUGCUAUUGACAAAUAGUACCGCUUUCACAUACUUACUUUAGAUCUGCUAUGCAUACACCGUCUUUCAAAUAUGAAUAAAUCACUAAACCAGCAAGUUUAUUGUCUUUUUCACAGCCGUUAGAAGCAUUUGUUAGCCCUUUAAGGUCCUUUUACAGACCUAAAUAACAGAUUUCCCAUCCUCGGAGACUUAGGGGUAGUCAGUUGGGACGGGAGAAAGGCACGACGAAAGUUUCAAGCACGGGCGGAAAAGCCCCUGGGUACCGAUUCUCACCAAGCCUUUUACAAAUGGUUAAGCAAUUGCUGGCUCCUGACUGGGCACAAAAAAUACUUGGUAUUGUUGUGCCCAUUAGGCGAACAGCAUCUCUUGAGUUCUUUUCGUGCUUCAUACACGACCGCUCUUGUCUCGCCAUACUUGUCCGGUUCGUUCACCAAAGAAAUGCACGCCAACUGGAAACUUUCAGUUUAAUAUAAACUCUCUGAAGGUGCAGAUUUCCCUACUCUUUCAUAUACUUGUGAAAUUCUUUAUACCUUUUUAUAUUCCUGAACCCUGAAAAAGGUACCCCUUCUGGGUGGAGCCUCCUUACAUACUCACUAUGGAGUACACCCGCCACCUCUCCAGGGGGGUUUGAAUCGACAUCAUGUUAGAAUCUAUGAAAACAGCAAAACCACUUAUGGAACGCCAUGAAGACUACUCCUUGACUAGCGGCUGAAGUAAAAAAUAAAAUGCUUAGACUAAAGCCGAUUUUCGGAAUAUCCAAACCGCAUACCUCUUAGGAUUAGUUACUGCUUGUUGCUAAUUAUUUUGGUCUGUCGAUAACAUUCAAUUUUUUGCUUCGGCGGAUUGCGAAGUAAAAGAUUCGCGACGCUCAGGAAUGUAUCAAAGUUGACAUUUUGGGACAAGAUUGGGCGCGCAAAGUCUGUAGGUUUUCGGUUUUAUUCGGUUAUUUGACGAAGUGAGAGCCGAAUUAGUUCGAGAUAUCUCGAGAUCACGUCGAUUUCUUUGAUUUACUCUUUAACUUUUUCGAGGAAGAAAGAAUUUUUUAUUUUGGCUUUCCCGGGGUUUGAACCGACUCACCUGUGUGACCCGUCAGAUCAGAGGAGACUCUAAGUUGAGGGAUUCGCCGAUUGCGCUACUGCGACCCAAGGUAGUUCGAGGUAUGAAAAAUAGUUAUGAAAUCUUGCACUAGUUUCGGAACAAGAUUGGUCGCGCAAGUUCGUGACGUUUCGGCUUGUUUCGGGUAUUUCACGAAAUGAGACCAGACUACUUCGUGAUAUCUUGAAAUCACUUCGAGUUUAGCUUUUAAUUUACUCGAGGAAUAAAUAGAGGAUAUUACGUGGCAGCGCAGAGACACGAAAUUUCUUUUCGAUUGUUGAAAAACGUUUCACGAGUGAGCGCUUCUUUCCAACUGUUUUAUGAUGAAUUUAAAGUUACAAAAUGCUGCACAAAGACGUUUUGUCGUUGUUGAGUUUUACGUAGUAAAAUUGCUUUCAUGCGUUCCGUGACUUUCUCGAAUGUUCUCUACGUUUUUGGAUUAUUCAUUAAUAAUUAAUUAGGGAAUGUUUACAUUUUAGCAUGAGUCAGCAGAUUUGCAUCAGUUACUGAAAUCAUAAAACAUGUCGAAAAGCUACUACUAUUCGCCUCUUUAGUAUUUUCUGGAACCUUAUGUCUAACGGUAUCCAAGUUCCAAGCGAGUUCUUUUGACGGACUAAGUUUUUUCCCCACGAGCUGGAGUGCUGUGUUUAGUCAAGUUUUACGAAGGUCGAUUUUCAAGUUCUGUGUUUACAAGUUGGCGGAAGCCGUAAGAUAUCUGAAGUUCAAGUGAGAGUUUGUUAUUAUUGGCAGAGGCUGUUUAGUUUUACUUAAGUUUUAGUCAAGUUUGUGUUUGCGGAUGCUGUGUUUUAAAGCUCUGUAAAGACUAUGUUCCUUUGGUAUUAAACUUCCUUGUGUUAAUCCGACAUCCGUGCGUGCUGAUAGUCAGUGAAUAAUUAUCCUCAAAACAUUCGAACUCAUAACAUUGAGCUUUAGCCAAUUCCAUGCUCAACGUAAUUGACUCCUUACCCAAGCCUUUCAAUUAUCUUUAAUCAGUACAUGAGACUGCUAUGCUGUUUUUGAAGCCCGAUGUGACUAAGAAAAAUAGAGAAUUCUUUUUUCACUGUUUGUUUUGUUAGACUUUUAUUCACCGCCAGUAACCUCAUAUUUGACUUAGGUCUAAACGUUUAGACCCAAGUCAAAUUUAGAAGGAUUUUUAUGGAGUCAUCAGAGCAUAACUGGACUAAUAUGUCAGAGACAAUUUGUCCCGAAAUGCUAGUUUUUGGCAAGUAGGCCUCUUGGAUGUUGCUGUUUUCACAAUAUCCUGACAAAUCCCAUAAUUUCACAAAUUAACACCUCACUCUUACCACUAUUUCUCCGCAUUUACAAUUAAUCAGUUCCACAACCAUGACGCCUAAGUGUACGCUCCAUAGCGUUUUGUUUUUUUUCUGUAACCGCUUUGAUUGUUAUCGAUUGACGUCGCCUGGUUGUAGCCACUUCGUACCUAUUAAGCUUCGAGAUUUCUUCUCCAAGUCAUAUCAAGUCUUAUUAUAUAAACACCAAUGAAAUACCAGGUGAGCUUUCGCGAGAAAACAUGAUAUCUUCACACGUGAAAAUAACAUGUUAUUUUCACAUGUGAAAAUAUCACUGUUCCUAUGGCUACAUAAUAAAUCGCGCCUUUCGCAGGAUAAAACUGUUUCAGUGAAAUGGUUUGGUGUUUCAUUGGUGGUUAUAUAAUAAAUAGAACAUUACAUGGCCGCUUGGAGAUACGAAAUUUCUCUUCUCGUGUUGAAAUAUUUUUCAACACUCGAAGAGAAAUUUCGUAUCUCCGCGCGGCCAUGUAAUAUCCUCUCUAUAUCGACUUACGUCAGUUUUUAUCAGAGUCUAACUGAGUUGUUUAUUCUCGAUGUUGGUUGUCAUCUGUUUGUUAAGCCGUGAUAUAAUUGGCUGUGCGUCUUAGGCCCGGAUCAAAUAUCUCGUAUUAACUUCGGCACAUUUAGUUCGACGUUUGUGACCUGAUGUUACACGGGAUGAUUCGCAACGAAAAGUAAUUUCAGGGCUCGAAAUUGCGACUGAUACGGUCGCCAAUGCGACUAACAUUUUCUGCUUGGCGACUAAAAAUUCAAGUUUAGUCGCCAAAGUGGCGACCGGAUUUCUCUAUGAUUUAGAUUUAGAUUAACAGAGUUGAGUUAAAACAAACAUUUCAUUUUAUCCUGCUUUGCUUUCAUCAUAAAACAUGUGCCAAAUCGCAUAAACAAAGCCAGUUUACCUCCAAAUUUAUACCGACUUCUGUCCACGAUAUUGUCAAAUCUGAUGGAUCGCACCAUACUAUGCAGGGCUUCUGAUAGGUCGCUUAAAAAAAGACAAAUUUCGCGGGAUUUUUAGGGGCAAAUUCGCGGAAUUUUCGCGGCAAACUUAGCCGAAAAUCAAUCGGUCAAAAUCAGACCAGCGUUUUUAAUGUUUUUCUAACAGAGUCAUCAUUUGCUCUUUCAACAACAAUACGUUCCAGAACUGAACCAAUGGCAAAGCCUUUAACAUCAUGGCUAGUGCCCAGUUUUUCGCAACAUAAUCAACGCCUGGUAGUUUCGGAGUUUCGGGACGUUGUUUGCACGUUUCAGUGACGAAGUUUCAAGAUAAAUUUACAAGUUUACGGCAAGUAAAUAGCCCCAAUAGCUGAGAAAAGUUUCAAAUAUGUUUUACAGACAUGUAUUUGAUAAGAUUUCUACCGAAUUUCACGGUAUUUUGCGUGUUUUUGUGAAUUUCGCGGCUCUGCGACGGCGCGAAAUAUCAGAAGCCCUGACUACGAGCUGCGUCAUUUACAUUACACGAACUGGCGACUAAAAAUUUGCAUCUGGCGACUAUAUUUCUCCAGUUGGUUGCCAAAAGGCGACCAGAGGAUUUUUUUAAUUUCGAGCCCUGAAGUUACAGCAUUGUUCUAACACUGCAGCGCGGUGUUGCGCUAAAACUCGUCGUUGCAAAUCGUCCCUUGUGGUAUCAUCUACAAGUAAUCUAUUCCAGGUUCUCGGAUUGCAAGGACGUAGCGAUCGCUGCCCAUACUGUCUGGGAGCCUGGCUGUUUCUUACGGAGCUCAUUUACGAACUUCAUCCUUUUUAACACCCUUCGUUUUCGGGGCCAAGCGUCAAUUCUGGAAAAAGAGAGCUAGACCAGGAAAGGCAAGUUCUUCCUAGGCAUUUAACCGGUUCUAAACUCAUAGUUUCGUUAAUGUCAGCUGUGAAAUCUUCGAAUUUACGUUGACUGCUGCAGAAUUCUUAGAAGAUAGGCUAGCUUAACGCUUCACUGCAUGUUAAAGUUUGGCGUGAAAGUUCGUUUCUGAAUCCUCCCGCAGAUGGCUGACCAAAGCAAAUGUGUGCUGAGGCUGAGCUUGCCCAUAAAGAUUGAAUGAUACUUACACAAGGGUUAAACGUGAUGAGUUGAAUUUGAUUGAAGAGUUUCUUGUAUGCUUUACAAAGAUUAAGUCAAAUCUGAUUUUGUUUUUGAACAGAAUUUUGCUUUGGUUUUAAUUGUAUUUAGGUCUCAAAGUUUGAAUUUCAACGAAAAUAUGUUUAAAUCAAAUAGAAAAAUGCAGGGAUUAAAUUUGACAAAAUAGGCGAUCAUAAUUUGGUACAAUGAGUUGCGUUGCGUGGUUUACAACAAGCCUCCAGCCUUCGGCCUCGAGCUCAGCACAAGCAAGUCGCAGUGAUACUCGAUCUAGUCGUUGUCAAAUCGAAAGAUCGCUAUUAUUACCAAAGGGCAAUCAUGAAUGAGAGAGCUAAACUUGUUUUUGUCACAUACGUAGUGAAAACGUCUAACUAACCCUAACAAAAUACACUUUCUGAUUUGCCAGGAUCCAAUCACGGACUUCUCCUUUCCCAUAAGGAAAACCGACUGGUUUGGUUUUGAAGAGAUCGCGCAGAAGCGAAAGGACAUUAAGGAACUUAUCUAUAAACUGAAAGCAGACGCCGAUAGUGCAGGUGACACUUGA